Molecule: messenger RNA, 56447 nt
Organism: Pelobates cultripes (western spadefoot toad)
Lineage: Eukaryota; Metazoa; Chordata; Amphibia; Anura; Pelobatidae
Source: the annotation of a GenBank genome assembly
AGAAAGUGAGAGGGUGCAGUGGAGAAGGGAGUCAGGGAGGGGUGGGGGGGUGGAUGUUCCAGCUUUGUACCUGCCCUCCAGGUGUGCUCACACGUUAAGGAAUGUCAGAUACAGGCGAGCAAGGUCUGAGUCACGCACAGAACUCAAUAAAACUCCCUCUUUUCCUUUACUCUGAACUUCUCAAGAAAGAGGAGAGAAAGACUUGUCUCUCCUGAAAGAAGCGGUGAUCCUAAUUUUGCUUUUGGAGACUGUUUUUUUUAGUGGGUGAAUAGAUGCCAUCAAGGGUUAGGAAAGCUGCACAGAUUUAACGUACCUUUACCUUUUUACUGAACGGGAUUCAGAAAAGUACAACCUGGUUCUAUGGUUCUGAAACGGAGAAAAUUCACCUUCGGUAAGUCUAGAAGAAUAUUGUCCAAAGAGUUUGGUGUUUACAGCUUUUUGAGUCUUGCUAAAACUGAAGGGAUUGUUUUAAGUUGGAAGGUGGAAGCGACAAAAGUGUUUUGUUUAAAUGAGCAGAUAUAGUAGGUGCAUGGAAUAGCCUUCCAGCAGAGAUGGUUACAGUUAACGCAGUAAAGGAAUUGAAGAAUGCUUGAUCUGGUCUAGUGCAUAGGGCAGGGAUCGGCAACCUUCGGCACUCCAGAUGUUGUGGACUACAUCCCCCAUAAUGCUCUGACACCCAUAAUGCUGUCAAAGCAUCAUGGGAGGUGUUGUCCAAAACAUCUGGAGUGCCAAAGGUUGCUUAUGCCUGGCAUAGGGCAUUUGAAAAACAAAUAGGUACAAUACACAUGAGAUUUCUUACUGAGCAAAUUGUUCUUAUUUACCGUCAGAUUCUGUAUAUCUUCAUCUUCAAAACAAUAAAUAUUUUUUUAUAGCAAUGUGACAUUAAGUAUGACUUGGGGAUUCGGCACAAAGCAAGUUCUGUAAAAAUCGCACUGAAUUAGCCAAGCAUAAGAAUUGAAAGAAACAUUUGUUCUUUUAUUUAUCUUGCAUGACCACUUACUGUCGUUCUACGAAAUCUCUGCACUUCAAGGGUCCAUUACUAAUGCUGUCGUUAAGUGUUAGCGACCAGACGCUAAUUGCUAAAGUGGCUAUCGCUGACCUUAUCGUAUAGUUUGUUUCCAAAAUGCAAAAUAUUACCAUUGGCGACUCUGAAUUUCCAGCUGCCGUUGAUGUUAACAACUGCCAUAGAGCCUAACGGGAGCCGUUUGCAAGUACUCGCUGCCGGGCUAAAGUUUACCCUCAAUAUUUCAAAACUGCACUUGCCUGGUGAAAAGACACAAAAUCCAGUUAAUAUUUACUGCAAAAGCUCCAUACAUCCUUUAGGAAAAAGGCAUGCAAGGUAUUGCUAUGGACAAACAAAUCGAUUCAGUAGGCAAACUGUUUGUUCGUCCAUAGAUUGGUAGACAUUCGUUCGACGCAGUCAAAAUGGAUUUGUGCUCAAGUCUACCAGGUAUAUAGAAUUGCAUUUGAAUCCUGAAGAACGUAUCAACACAUAUUAAACUAUAUUGUACACUGCAAUUCAAAUAAAUGAAAAGACUAGAUAUGUGGAUUAGAAAUAAAGUCGUGGAAGGCAAUAUAUUAUAAUAAAUAAUAAUAAAAAGUAUUACUAGGUUAUGCAUGCAUUGCCAAUAUGUUACUGCUAAAACGCAGACAGUGUCCAUAGAUUAUAAGCUCAGAGACUUCCUCAACCCUAUCUUUUUUUUUGUGAAGCACUGCGCAAUUUGCUGGUCAAAAAUAAAUACUAAUAUUACUACAAUUAAUAUGAAUGGAAGUUAAUACACUUACCUCUUGUGUAACUUUACCCCACUCUCUCUAGAAUGUAAGCUUGUUUGAGCAGGGCCCACUACACCCUCUGUUCCUGUGCGUCAAACUUGUCUUGUUGCAAAAGCUUGUCUGUUAGUACUCCUAUUGUACAGUGCACACAGUUGUUGGAGCUUUAUAAAUAAUAAUAAUAGUGGUAGGCCAAAAACCAUGGGAAGGAAGAUUGUAGGUAAUUUGUAUCCAUUUAUACCUACUGACUGUUGUUUAUUAAAACAGUUUAUGGUAGAUAUUUACCAGCAGCACUGGAAACAGGAAGCAAGUCAGCCUCAGUGUGUUUAAACUCGAUCGUUAUUCAUGUGCUGCAUUUUCCCAUUGUACUGCGCUGUGGAAUGUGUUGGCGCUUUGUUAAUGAAUACCCAGUGGUGAAAGCAUCUAUUUUAAAAAGGCAGCUAGAAGUGCAUGGGGGAUGGUUAUAGAACAGUUUUUGACAUUGAAGUAGACUCCUGAACUGUAUAGGAAAUUAAUAAAGUAUGAAAUCGGUGUACAAAACAAUUAAUAGAGAGUAGACCGCAGGUUUUACAGCAGGUAAUAGUGCAAUGGGCAGGCUUUGCAUUCCUUAUCUGUCAUCAGAUUCUUAAUGUCUGUAUUUACUUAGGUAUAAUAAAUCUGUGUUAACCCAUGCAUUGCCAGUAUGGCUUGCAAUGCUAUUGCUUUUUGUUUUUGUGAACACUGCAUUCCACUGCUGAAUGUCAUGGUUGAAAAAGCCAAUUUUUUAUCCUUGUCUGAAGAGCUUGCAGUCCAUGUUUAUCUUAGUGUGACCGUGCGCUCAUACAAUGGUGGGCGUCCAGUAAGUUGGUGAAGGUUGCUAUUCAUUGUAGGCAGAGCAGGAUUAACCAUAAGCUGAUCUUAGGCAGCCGUCUAGGGCCCAGGGGUCAGACAGGGGCCCCCACAACCAUAUAUUUGGUUCCAUUCACCAUCUGUGUGUGAAACAUGAAUUGGGGGGCCUCAAACCAAUGCUCUACCAAGGGCCCCGUGGAAUUUUAAUCCGUCUCUGAUUGCAGGUGAAAUUUAGAUUGUAAGCUCUACAGUAGAAAGAUCUCAAUUGUUUGCCUGUUGUUCUUCACUGUCAUAUCUGCAUCCUAAUGGUGUUUUUUAAUUUGUUUUUUAACAUUUCUUUAUCGUUACUGUACAUGGUUUACACUGCAGGUACCUUAGGGAAGAAUACAAUUUUGAUAUUGUGAAUUGCAAAGUUGUCUUAAUCGAAGUUCUAACUCUCUUUGUUCUUAAUACACAGACAUGUUAGGGGUCAUACAAUGUGAUUGCUAGCUUUGACUUCUUCCUGUUCUGCAACUGCAAUCUGUAAGGAAGUGAUCAUGUACCUACUAAGUGAGAUCAGAAACUAUACCUGCAGGGAGUGACUUUUGUUACUUAUCGUUGUGGUGCAGACUACAUAAUAUGUUUACUUUAAUAGGAAGCUGGGCCUCUGAGUACUGCCGCUUUAAUAGAGAGCUGGGCUUCUGAGUGCUGCCGCUUUAAUAGAGAGCUGGGCCUGUGGGUGCUGCCGCUUUAAUAGGGAGCUAGGCUAGGCCUCUGAGUGCUGCCACAUUUGGUAACUGUUCUACAGAAUGCUGUGUUUCUGUUAUAUUUUGAGAUAGUUGCUGCUUUACCAUGAACCUGGAGCAUGCAAUGCUCUUACACUGACAGGGCCUGAGGCACACAAUGCAGCAGCUUCUAGUGGGUCCUUGGUCAUAGUUUGGGUCCAGGAAGCAAGGGCAUCCCAUCUUGCUAUUUUAUCAGUAAUUUGGGUUAUUGGCUGCUUAACAAGAUUUUCAGGCUUCACUGCUUUGCUACCAGUGAUAGACAGUGCUGCUACUUGAGAAGUGACUGAAGGCCCCAAAAGUGCUGGUUCUGCAGGAAAAAAAAAAAGAGACCACUUAACAUUGCAUUAUUGUUAGGGAUGAUGGGAGAGGCGAAGAUACGAUUUUAGUAGAGAGCAGAUAUCGCAUAAAAGGCCGUUUUCGUAUGGGAUUUGUCAUAGCUAGUUAGUAAACGGUCAAUGAUUUAGGUAAUUUUACUAUAACAGAUUAUUGCAGUAAUACAGGUUGGUGGCGAGUUUUUAUACAGGAAAUUACGUCUGGAAACAAUUGGCCCAGUAGGUACAAAUUUGCAAGUGUUGCAUCGGAAUUGAGGUGAAGUCUCAAAUCAGUCAAUUUAAUUAUAUGGAGGCAGAGAUAGCCUGAGGCAUCUUGAUUUCCAAACAAAUGCCGUGGGCAAAGAAAUCUCAAAAACACAGAGUUCAGACCCAAGGAACUUAGAGUCACAUAGCAAGGAAUUCUGGACACAUUAUUAAAUCAGGAGAUCACAUGUUAACCAUAGUCAUAUGGCACUAACUGAGAAAAUGGAAGGCCAGGUUUUAUACUAGGUGUGUUAUUUCACAUAAAUUAGCCGGAUAUCUCAACGGAGACGUUUGAAGUCUGCAGACAAAAUAGUUUUUUUCUCAACUUCUGAUAAGAGUUUUCUUUGAUAGGUCUCCGCUAAUUCUACCAAGUAGAAAGGUCACAAAAUUGGCAUUCUUUUAAUCAAACCCGUUGGCGAUGAUUUAAACCUCAACAAUAAAGUCUAGCAAUGGGGGUUCCGGUCAUGGCUAAUCAUCAGGAAUUUUUUCCACUUGUUGAAAAGGGAUUUUUUUAAUUCUUCUCCCUGAAUUUCAUAGACAUUCCCUGUUUCCAAGGAUGAAUCAUCUUUUUUCAAAUAGGCAUUCCCAUAAGCAAUGCUGCCACUACAAUGCUUGACUGCUGGGAUGCUGUAGGUUGGUCAGAGAGAAUUGUCAGCCUUUAAACCACAUCUACAUGUUUUUGAUUAAUGACUUCUGUCUCCACCAUCCCCCAAGACCUUUCAAGAUCACAAUUUGUAGAGGAACUUCUUUAAUUAUAGUGAGGGAAUUCAAGCUUCCAUAUUAGAUACAAGAUCUUUUUGAUCUUCUUGCAAGUUCAGUGAAAGCUUUAAAAUCACCAGAAUCAGUUAAUUGCUAGCUUGUAUACAUGAACGAUAUGGAAUCUGGGUGGUAGAAUCCCCUCUGCACGUGCAAAGACUUGGGAGUUUUUUGUUUUGUUUUUAACUCAGCUGCAAAGGCUAAUGGACACUUUGUACAUGUUCUUUCGGAUUUUUACUGGUUUGUCACCCUCUACGUGACCUUAUUUAAAAGCUCCUUCUAAGUUCUUGGCUGUAUCUCUAUGUGAGCCAGUCCUGGAGCUUUACUGUGAACAUAAAGCAAGCUCUAAUUACAUAGUCUGAAAAACAUGGAGAGAAACUUAACCCCUUAAGGACCAAACUUCUGGAAUAAAAGGGAAUCAUGACAUGUCAUACAUGUCAUGUGUCCUUAAGGGGUUAAGGACACUCCAAGCAUCAAAAUAAUUUCUUAUAAAUCAAGUGGUUUUGGUGCACAGAUGAUUUGUAGUUAAAUGUUGGCAUUUUCUUGAAAUUAACAUGGGAUAAAGCAAGGGAGGUAUCAGUCGAGGACCCUGCGAUAUACGGAGUGCCAAGAAGUUGUUCAGUAGCCACACACACUGGCCCAGAUGUUGAGCCACCAGUUCUACACUGUCAGUGUGUAAUAGUAAACCCUUCAUGUGAGGGUUGGUAGGGUAAGUUUUUCUUACCUUUUAGAGAGCAAAGAACGGGGCGCAAGAGAAUACUGAGAACGGGCAGCAGGUGAAAUAGCCUGCCCUUCGGUGGGUCCCCGCUUAGAUCUCAAGCUGGUUUUAGCUCAUUUUGUGCCAUUACAGAGAGAACAUCUCUGAAACAUCAGACUGGUCCCACCCAUAUGGGCAGUCCAGAUCCGAAAAGUCCAGCAAGUGCCCUCUGCACGAGAGACACAGCAACCCCAGAUGAUCGUUUCAGCCUUGUUAGGCAUCAUCAGUGAGGCAUAGCUGAUAUCUCUCUAGGCACCGUGAGUAAGGGGUCUACGUCUGGAUUACCCUUUAAACUUAUGGAGAGAAAAAAACGGGACUCUAGUGUCAAUGUUUUCGGUUGCAGGGUUAAAAUGACAGGAACAUUGAAAUUAAGUGGUCUGGGGGCCUCUAAUGUUCUUUUCAUGGUAAGCAUGGAAAUCUCAAAGUCAGUCAAUUGAGUUGCCUGUAAGCAGGCAUAGGCCCUAAAUCACCAAAAUUGAGUGUUUUUGGUAUAUCGAUGCUCUCCCCUUGCUCUAGCAAUAUAAAACAUUGCCACUUCUGAGAAAAAUCUAUAUGAACAUUUUGCAUAAACAUGGGCACUUAUUCCUUAACAGCUUUGAUUUUUGGUGUCGUCACACAGAGAAGCUUAUGAGAAGAGAUAUGCAUUGUAUUGGACAAAAGUCAUCAGAACUUAAGACGUCAUCAGAGGCCCUAGCCAAAUUACCUAGGGCUUUGUGGGAUCUAGGCAUCCCAGUAUAGGGCUCCCCUUGACUCCUAAUAUAGCAACACUGAAUAGCGCCAAUCUUGACCAAGCAGCUGCAUAACAUUGGAGUUCCUGUCUAACCUUGACCCUAGAAAGCUGCCUUAGGCUGAUUUAUGGCUAAUCCUGUAAUGAAAACAUGUGCUGAGUUUUGUGAAAACAAUUAAUUUUAAAUUUUUUGUAGGUAAAGCACAGCAAUGCGUGCGCUAACAUGUAACUAGAAUUUUACAAGUAGUGUCUAUUGCAAUUCAUACAAAUGUCACUUGAAAUGUUGACAACGUUUUCUUCACUUUUCUUUGUUUAAAAUAUACACUAUAGUCACCCAGACCACUUCAGCUCAGUUAAGUUGUCUGGGUGCAAUGUCGCUGUCCCACUUAGACCUGCUGUGUUAAAGCAUUGCAGUCAAUCAGACAGCCACAGAGGCACUUCCUGGCUGCUAACAGACUCUAGGUCCCCUAAAUGACGCUGGACAUCCUCAUGCUCUGCAUGAGGACGUUAUGCAUCAAUGAAAUCCCCAUAGGAAUCGCAUACGCUUGCAUCGCUCACCGAACAUGUGCCUUAGUCUCCCCCCUCCGUCGGAUGACGUUGGAUCUGCGGCCCCCAUGCCGAGGGACAUUGGCUCCGGAAUCGGGUAAGUGACUAAAGAUUUUUUUAAACCUUUUAGCUGCGGAGGGGAGUGCCGAGGGAGGAGACCAGAGGGCACUAUAGUGUUAGGAAAACAGAUUUGUAUCCCUAACACUAUCGAAUCCCUUGAAAGGAACACUAUAGCGUUAGGAAUACAAACAUGUAUUCCUAGUGCUAUAGUGUUCUGCUCACUAGUUGGAUUCUUGGGCGCUCCCUGCAAUGUUUAAAAAAAUAAUUACUUACCUUAUAUUCUGCGUCACAAUGGUGUCGCAGCGGUUGCCCUGCUUCCUUGACUGAGAUCAUUAAUUCUGCUGAUCUCAGCCAAUCCAAUGUUUCCCCACAAGGAAGCAUUGGGAGGCUAGUGUGUACGUGCACCAAAUCGCUACACUGCACCAAUCAAAUGCUCUGUAUGAAACGCUUCAAUUGGUUAUCAGGAAGACAUUUACUAGAGGUGUGUUUAACCCUGAGAUGCAAACAUUGCUACUUCUACAAAAUGGCAGUUUUCUACAUUGCAGGGUUAAAAGACAUGGACACUGCACUCAGACCACAUCAUUUAAUGUUCCUUUAACUUCCAGAAGUGAGUUUUACAUUUCACUUUUUAUUAUCAUUAUUAUUAUUAUUUAUAAAGCGCCAACAGCAGUGCUGUACAAUCGGUGGACUAACAGACAAAUAUUUGCAACCAGACGAGUUCGACACACAGGAACAAAACUAUUUCACAUUAUCGUCAUUCCUAUCCCUCAGAAAUAAUACCAGCCUCAACUGGAUUGAACCAAUUAUACAAAUUAAUCUACAAUCUUGUGAUUUCUUUAACUUUAGUCUUAUGUUUCACUUUUUUUUUUUAAAUUUAAGAUCAAAAUUAAUUUCAGGAUUUGCUCUAAUUCCAAAAAUUGAAUAAACACUCUAUUCUAUUUUGAAAAAUACAGUACAACUACACAAAGUGGCAUGAGUUAAAUUAUUUUUUUCAUAUUAUUCCCAGCACUCUGAAAUACAGCGUCAUGUAAGCCACAUUCCUAUGUUACCCCAGUGCCAUUGCUAUUUAAAUCAAAUCAGACUUAUUUUUGUAGCAGUUUUAUUAUGCCGCUGGAAGGGACACUCCAUCGAAACAUUUGUUGAACAACUUAGUGUUUAGAUCCCCAAAGAAAGCAUGCAUGUAAUUGUUUUUGCAUGUUUUCUUUGGGGGUGUAUGAAAACAUUGCUUGCAAUAGCUGCAGAUCUAGCAUCUGCAGCGAUUGCUUCUUCCCCUUGCGCAGCCUUUCUCGUGUCAGUGUCUGUUCAAUCAUAGACUUAUAUAUGUUUUACAGGUCAAUGAAAAGCCUUUGCAAGGCAGGUGCUAAGGGCAAGCGAGCUUAGCUCCAGGAAAAAAACACUUCCUGCUUGUCUGACAGUGACACUGGAAUAUAAACGUGCCAAUUUCUAUUUCUGUUGGCACUUUUAUAAAAUUACAUGGAUUUUAUAUAGUGCUGCCGUAUUCUGCGGCGCUGUACAAUAGGCAAAAAGACAAACUCUUAAUUUUACCAAUCAUGGUUGACAUACUGGAACAGUAUGAGCUUACAAUCUAAAAUGACAAAACGCAACAAACUCUUCACACAUAAAGCACUUAGCAAGCUGAAGUGCUCUUUUAGGACAGGGCUGUCCUGAAAGGUAGAUCCCCAGAUGUUUUAAAAAUAUAGUUUUGCCAUUCUAAAGGAAUGCAAAGCAUCAUGGGAGUUAUAGUUCUACAACAUCUGGGGAUCUACCAAACUGGACCUGAAGUGCUACCAAUAACAUGAUACAAAAAUAUGGACCCCCCUGUUUUACAUUACUGUUUUGCCAGUGAAAAGGGAAAUACUAUAUGCACCAUAAUCACUUCAUUAAGAUGAGGUAGUUUAGAUUUUUACAGUGUCCCUUUAAUUGACAUAUUAUUUUACAAACCUCUUUUUGUGCGUGAGAAUUUUAUCUACUCUAGAAUAGUGUUCUAGUUAUCCACUGCCAUUCCUGGAUUUUAGAGAUUAUUUCUCAGUUUUACAUCAUCCACUACCCAUUAAAAAAGGACCGUAAUUUGGGGGGAAAGGCAACUUUUUUGUUUGUUUCACUUUCCACUUCAAAAUCAUGCUAUAUUUGAUGUCCCGCUUAUCAAUACUCGACCAUGGUGUCUGCGCCAAAGUCUCUCUCUUUUUUCCGCAGACUGUUCAGUGAUAUAGCCGCCCAACCAAACAUCAGUCGAAACUUAAUGAAGGGGUGAAUAUAGGAAUGUUUUGUCUGGUUAUAGCAUACAAAUUUAUAACCAGACCCCCAGUAGUAGGUCGUAAACUAAAACAAUACAGAUCCCACCCUGUCGCCUCUGUCUGGGAGAGGACUAGAUCAAGAACCGCUAAUCUAAUUAACUCCCAGACAUCAGCUUUUCUGUUGAAUUAGGAGGGUCUCAUAACAAGUCUAUUGUGAUAAAAUAGCAUGGCUUAUUUAAAAACAGUUGUCCAUUAGUUCCUUCUGAUUUAAAAAGAAUUUUGGAGAGAGAGAGAGAAAAAAUAAGGAUGGAUAGGAAAUCUGAACACUUGUUAAAAAAGCAAAACGAAAAAACAAACAAACAGUUUUUCUCAUACUACUCCUUGUAUACUUUAGGUCCUGAGGGACUAUUUUACACCCUAGCUUACUGGGUGAUUGAUUCCAUCCUUCAGUUGAGCUAAGUUAAACAAGAUCCUGAACCUUUGAAAGUAGAGAUCAGGCCUGACCUUCCUAAAAUGUUGACGGUGCCUCCUCGCAGUUAAUUGUUUAUAGUAGAUUUGUAAGGAACCACACUGACACUGUGAGCUUUGUACAUACCUUGCGCACAACCAGUGGUAAAAAUUAAACACUACAAUGUAUGAAACUAUUAUAAACCUGGGAAAUAUCUGAUUAAUUAUCAGAUAUUAUUAAGUGCAUUCUCACUCAGCUAGGCCAUCGGUGUAGACAUUGCGAACAAUGAUAGUGAAUGAAAUCAGUAGGAUAAAAGUACAAAAUUGCACUUGCAGAUAAAUACCAAAAUCACUGGUAUAACCACUGUUAUAGUGGAGAAUCAGAGAAAUAAAAGAUAUUAGGUCGCGCCAAAAGUUAUUGGAGAAUAUAUAACAAUUCGUGUGUAAAAAAUAAAUAAAUGAAUAUAAAAAGGUAAAAAAGAGCAACAUAAAAAGUACUCACAUAUACAAUGGUAUAUAAUAACAAAAAUAAGUCCUUAGAUGAGUAUAGGGUGGUAUAGUCCACUUGAUGAGUUGUAAAAGGAGAUAAUAAUCCAAACGAGGAAGUAGUCAGGAGUUUCUUGUUCCAAGUAACGGUAUAUAAAAUAGAACAAAAGGAAAUUCCAAUAGUGUAAUCUGUCACUUAAAAUUCCUUGCGUGAAUUCAAGAUAAUAGAGUAUCCCACUCACCUAUUUGAGAGCUAAGAUAAGCUCAAAUAAACUUCGCAUCCAGUGGUAUAGAUCCCCCACUGAUGGGAUAUAGGCUUGUGCACGUAGAGAAAAACCUCGGAGAAAGUGGAGAAUAACACACAAUAGUGCUCACUGUAUAAUAAAUGUGACGUAAAUAUAAAAGUAUAUAGGCUACUCACAUUUAGGUGAGCAGGAGAAUACUGCUCACUAAUAUAGCGUUGGUGGUAUAGUCCCCACCUAGGAUUCUUGAGUACAAAUUAAAAAGAGCAUAAAAUAAAAUAAAAUAAAAACCAGGUCCAAGAGUAAAAUAAAUGAGAAUAGAAAGUAAAAAUUAUAGGAGUAUGGCAAAAAGAAUAUAUUAGCCAAUAAUCCUUUAUUAGUGCAAUAUAAGAUAAUACAAUAGAUAAAAUAGCCAAAACGCGUUUCGCCACACAGGGCUUUAUCAACUGGCAAUUGUAGAAACAGAGACCUGGUAUAAAAUGGUUUAUAUAAACUAUUAGCCCAUUAACAAUUUUGAAAUUGGCGCCAAAAUUACGUCAUAAUUUAUGCACGAAAUAGUUCAUAACAUAUAUGUGAUUAAAAAUAAGUAUAACAUUAAAUCCAAUUUUAGAGACAUAUUAUUGGGUUAAAAGACAUGUUAAUAUAAUUUUAUUAUAAUAUAAAAACAUUUAGAAUUAAAAAGAGAUAAAACCGGGUCAUUUCCGGUUUUAGGCGAUCAUAUGACCGGAAAAGUAGUGGAAAAGUAGUUUGUCUCUAACAUGGAUACUAGUGCAUUAUUUAUUGUAGGCACUAUAACAGCUUCACUUUAUUGAAGUGGUUAUAGUGUCUGGCGUGUCCUGGCGCUGUCUUUCCAUUCAGAGUCAAAUCAUUUUGAAUGUUUUAAUGCUAAAUGAGAUUCCCUACCCGCCUAUCCCCUCUGUGCUACUUGGGCUAAGACGGAAUCAUUAGCUUGAUCAGCAAUGGGCGGCUGUGAUUGGCUGAGAGUGUCAGCUGACCACAUUCAACCUUUCACUGUGCUAUUACUGGUAUGAAUCGGUAUGGCUACAAGGAAGUGUGUCAUUUCUGACAUAACCACACCUCCACAGGUGCCGGGCUAUGGGAGCCAGAGACCCUCAUUCAGUGUUGAACUGCAGCUGCUCCAAAAUAUUGGUCAAAAAUACUGAAUGGAAGGACAGUGCUAGGGGACUCCAGGCACACUAACCAAUUCAAUGAGAUUAAAAGGCUAAAGAGCCUAUUGUGUCCCUUUAACUGAAUGGUUAAAAACAGAGACAUAUAUUUGGAAUCUGAAAACACAAGUCCUUCGAUUGGGAUUCCAUGACAGUUCUGCCUGUGACUAUCUUCCCCUAAGGUGACACCAAAAUGGAAGCAAUUUGAUGACCAGUCAGAACUCUUUUUCCACACACUGCAUUAAGUUGCACUCUAGAAUCUCGUAGUUUAGUUUAGUGAUACAUAAAUGAAUGUUUUUCUUGAAGCGUACCUCUUGAAGGAUACAUUGUAUAGCUAUAGCUCCUCUCUGAGCUCCUCUCAAACAGUUAUUAUGCAGUGUGCUAUAUAAUAGUUUCUUUUCAGGAAUGAAAAAUGUGUUUUGUUCAAAGGAAGGAGGAACCUUAUGCACUUCAUAAUAACCAAAAAAUUAACAGUCUCUAGAUUUUUAUAUAUUUUUUUGGCUUACCAGCCAUAUUGAUUCUCUACUUGGGAGGUUCGUAGGCAUCCACUGCUACUGUCUCUUUGUCUUUGUGUCCUUGGUUUUGUAGGCAGGACUACACGUACAUUUUAUUUCAGGUGAAAUGGCAGAUUUACCAAAGCUUAGUUUUGUAUGAGAAAUCUUAAUUUAUUAGGUACCUUUCAACUCGGCUUAUAGACAGAAAGGAGAGUUGUAGGUUUCUCAUAAACCUGUGGAGAGAGGCUUAUGGGAAAAGGACUUUUCCCCAUAUAGUUUCACUUAUUAUCCUCUAAGUGGAUGUGGGCCCUUCCAACACCAGUAAAAACUAUGCUUCAUAAACAGGUGUCCCAGUCCCAAAAAGAGACAAACUGGGAACAUUUUCAAUGUCAGCUGUCAUUCACUAAACUCCAAAUGAAAGGAGAUUUUAUUCCAGAUAGCAAAAUUUGAGCUAAAUCAGUCACUCUGUAACUGUAGAUCAGCAGGAGAAUAUUUCCAGUUCAGCAAUUUUUUUUCUAAAUCCAUAGUUGCCAAGUGUCCCAAAUUUGCUGGGACAGUCCCAUAUCCUGGGCGCCUGUCCGAGGUAAAAUGAUACCAGGGGCAGAACUACCAGCAGCCCCAGAGCCCACAGGAAGGAGGCUGUAAAUAUGUUUCCUUUAUUUGUUUCUCUCUGUGUAUCUGUGAGUGUCAGUGUAUGUAUCUGCAUAUGUGUGUGUCAGUGUGCAUGUGUGUGGGUUUUGUGUCUGUCAUUGUGUAUGUGUCUGUAUACGUCUGUGUGCGUACUUGCCACAAAGUGUCCCUGGAAUUUGUUUUUCAAAUGUUGGCAACUAUGAAAUUUACUGUCAGUGAGAAACAAACAUUGGCACAAAUAACUUGUAAAAAGUGCAAGAUGAAAAAUAAAUUACACACUUGAUAAACACAGCUCAGAAUGAAAAUAUUCUAAACGUGAUGUUGGAAUAUCGUUGAUGCAUUAGCAACAAAAAACCGUCUGGGAGACUCGAGUUACAUCAAAUUAACAAACUACAUAAGAGUCGGUACCAAACUCUGUAAUUUGCCCAUUCAUCACGACACGUGUUCUCCUUAAGAACGAUUUUAUGUAUGUUCCAGAACUGAACCAGUUAACAGAUGAACCACACCCUGCAGCCUGAGUACUUUUAUGAAAGGUUUAUGGGUGUGGCUCCCUCUGUAACUUUUAUAGUGUUGGACUGAAUACAGUACCUAUAGGGCACACUGUCUGCGAGCCUGUUAUCAUCGUUGGCAGACAAUUUUUUAUAGUAUUUUUCAAUAUGCAGAGAUUGUUUUACUGAUAGUGUUUUGUGCUGAAAUAGAAUUGUUGUGAAGCACAUUGCAGCUUCGAGCUUUCAGGCAUACGUUUUUCACAUUGUCUAGCACAUAUCUCCCAAUAGUCCUGAAUUCAGUGAGGCAGUCCUGAUUUUGGGGUAGUGCCCCACCACCCAGGGUUUGAUGCCUGAUGUGAACUUCAGGAUCCCUGUCUCACGAUCACGGUUGUUUUCGUUUACCAUCUAGAUUUUGGAAACAUUCAAAAAAAGUCUAAAAAAAACAUAACUUAAAGGGACACUCCAGACCCCUAGAGCACUUUAUCUUUAUGUGUGAAGAGUGUGUCUUCUUUUUUCAUUUUUCAAAAAGUGCUCAUUUUACUAGAAACUGACACUUUUAUAAAUUAAAAAAAGAAGAAGAAACUUCUAAGGCUCUGUGUAUAUACCUAUGGAACCACCCCAAGAAAAAACAGGGUAGUAGCUGGUACUACACAGAGACUUUAGUACCGAUAAGAGACUCCAGGUGUCUCAAUAGGGGCCUAACCCCGAAUUAAACAGAGAACAAAAAACCAUGCAAAGAUGUAACCAGUCUCAGUGUAAGGACAUUCCUGGGACUAGUUACAUCACCUGGAAAUAAAUAUAGCGAUGCAGUGUAAUAAGAGCCUAGCUACCGCAUCUAUAGUAAAUACUGUAAGAGACAAGCUAUCCAAAUGGUCAAACAAAAGUAUAUACAGGUGGUACUAGUAAUUCUAUGCCAACCACAGAGGGAAAAUGUGGGAGUAUAAAUAUAACAUACAUAAUAGUUCCCCAACCCUGAAUACAAGCUUUAUUAUAGUAUGCUAAUUGGGAAUGAGAAACGCCAAAUACCUAUACCCCAGUCAUAGAAUCCUUCUGGGAAAUGUCUAAUAUAAUAAUCUUGUAAAGACCCAAAGUAGGACUACCUUUAGUCCAAAUAUCCAAGAGAUAGUUAAUUAUAAAAGCCUUAUCAAUGAAUUAAUGUUCAUAGAAGGGCUUAAUUGUAGAUCAGUAAUUCUUUGGAAAACAAAAAAAUAGUUGUAAGAUUAAAGGUCCAAUGUCAUAUAGGGAGAGGUAUGAAGUGAUAGAUAGUAGAAAGAUCAGUCUAUAGCAGACUGAUAAAGUUCGAUUAUAAAGCCUCUCUCCCUGUUAACCUAACUAGACAGGCAUGGAAAGAAAGAGAAAAAUAAAUAAAAAGAGUAAAAAAUUAAUUAAGUGACAAACAUGGUGCUACAACCACCAGUGCCCAGUGCUCAUAUGAAAGAUAUGAGAAAAAAUGCCCAACGCACGUUUCGGUGCCUAAAGAGAUGCACCUUCGUCAGGGCCUGGAUCUUUCUACUAUCUACACUAUCUACCUAGGUCCUGCCUCAAUUUUUGGUGUUGCUAAUCCCGAAGUUCCUACUUCCAUGUUAGUAAGAUCUAUUCUACCCAUGCUUGGACUGAAUUCAUUGGCUGACAUCGUCAGCUGACACUUAGCCAAUAAAGUUGGUCAAAAUAGGGCGGAAUAAAUAUAUACAACUAAUGUCAAAAGGGAACGUCUGCUUUAGAUAUUUCAAAAAUGGAGGGUCACAUGGUAAACGUCAAACGGAUCAAAUACAUUUUGACUACUUACUGAGGGUUGUUGCCAGAGGGCUCCUAGUACCAUAACCACUAUAGCAGGCUGUAGUAGUUAUGGUGCAAUAACCAUACAAAAUAAAUAAAUACAAAUUACAUUAGAAACAAUUGUCAUAAUAAAAAUGUAAAAGGGCUUGUAUUUUGCUUUCAGACUGUGGAAAAACAGGACCCGGUGCCAAUAAUAAUAUAACUUUCACGUGACGGAUAUGGUAUUUUUCCAGUGAGGUGGAGACCCUAUCAGAUAGCUAGAGGGAGACUUUUUAUUGCAGUCAGUCAUAUUUUUCCUCACAUUCCUGUCAGUCAGUAAAAUAACAGCAUAUGAGGAUCAAAGCUUUGCAAACCAACAUCUUUUACCUGAACGUUUCCACUGUUGUCAACAUAAUUUAAAAAAGGAAUUGAAUGCAUUUCCUUGCGUAAGUUAUGGUAAGGUUGCCAGCAUCUGUGAUGAUGUGCAGGAAUUGAAAAGUGCUACCUUGUAAAAUGCACAUUCUGCAGGUGAAAUUAAAAACAAUUUUUUUUUAUAAAGGCAGGGGCUUAUAGAUUGUGCAUACCACAGGAUAGUACAUUUUGUUUUACUGACUUUAACAGUGAAAAGUGAUAUGUGGUAAAUAUAACAGCCGGUUUCCAUCCGGGGAAACCAAGGAAGAGAGACAUCAAACAAUAUAUGUAUAUGAAAGUUAUACCAAAUUUAUUGUUCCAUCAAGUACUGAUUACAAACUAGAGAGGCACAGAACAAAGCGCUAUGGCCUUAAAGAGAUGCUAUUGUGCUAGGAAUACAAAAGGCGUAUUCCUAGCACUAUAGUUACCUCUUGUCUCACCCCCACCCCCUUUAUUUACUUACCUGAUUCCAUUGCCAAUGUCCCUCGGCACUGGAUCGGUGCUCAGACGUCACCUAAAGUGCUCUGGAUGUCCUAAUGCAGAGCGUGAGGACGUCCAGCGUCAGACGAGCAAAAGUCGCCUAAAGCACCUCUAGUGGAGGCAGUCUUAGUUCUGCAAUGUAAACAUUGUAGUUUCUCUGUACUGCAAUGUCUGCACCCAGACCACUUCAAUUAGCUGUUUUUGCCAGAAGACACUCAUUUGAAAACUUGGGACAAAAUAGCCAAGUUAGAAAAUUCAAAGUCAAUUCUGUUCUCAGUUUGGCUAUUUUUGCCCUAAAUUUGAAACUCACAUUGAGUUCACUUUAUUUCAGAUGGAGAAGCCAUGUUGGGUGAGAUUGUACUGGUACCUAACCAACUGCUGCUUACUCUAACUCGGCUUCUGUUUUGAUUGCUUGUUUGCACAGACAACAGUAGACUCUGACCCAACACGGCGGCUCAGCCGGAUAAAAAGUGAAAUAUUUGUCAAAAAUAUUUUUAAAAAUGUGCAUCAUUAAAAAAAAAAAAAUCAAUAAAAAAAAACACAUUGGUUUCAUUAAAUUGCGUAAACUUUUUUUUUUAAAGUGAUAAUUUAAUGACAGUUGUCCUUUAAUGAAGUUAAUUAAAAUAAUCAGAUUUUCAUGAAUGAAACUAUUCAUAGUCUAGUCUGCCAUGUUAAAAAAAAAAAAAGAGGAUGUAAAAAAGCUUUGAUUCACUUGUCCAGUGAUGUGGUGGUGUGGUGGGGAGACUAUAACAGGAACAGAGAAGACCUGUCAUACUACAACGUCCGAUUUAGGAAAACUGUGAAUAAAACUUACUCUAAAAAAUAAGCAUGUCACAAAGACACUUUAGUUUCACUGGCCCAAGUAAUUAAUCUCCCACUGUACAGGGAUAGCAAAAAUGCAGGAUAGCAGGUAUAUCUAACUGCAUUAGUGGACUAGCCUCCAACAAGGCAACAUUGAACUUAUGGUGACAAAACCAAAACAAUGUAUAAUGCAGGGUAACAGGUAUGAAACUUCAAAAUAAAAUGUCACCUCUCAAAAGGUUGGGGAACGAUUUAGGAGAACAGUGAAUAAAACUUACUCUAAAAAAUAAGCACACUCUAACUUAAAUUGCCCUGGUAUGCAGAUCUAUGCAAAUAUAUGCAAAUUCCCUAUCUUAAACAUUCAAGGAACACUAUAAUGUCAUAAAUACAAACUUGUAUAUUCCUGACACUAUAGCGCUAAGAUUGCCGUUUAGGUGUCUGGCCUCCCUGUAAGAAGCUUGAAAGGGGAGUUAGAUUUUUCUCACUUUUUUUGCUCACCCUGGUUGUUUUCCAACAAGAGGUCAUUGGGCUUACGUAGCUUUUUUCCCCCCCACAUUUUAUUUUACAAACACUCUGUUAUUACCUAACACUACUCUACAUUUGGGCCUAUUUGAAUCUUGUGGCUACUGAAUAUCUUCAUAUAGCACAUCUACCAUUCUUAUUAUCCAGUACAUGACAGGUGUAAUGUUGCCAUCUGGGCAGGAGGAGAUAGAUAAAACCCAGAACCACCCCAUUUAUUGUACCACUCGACUUAUGUUGUACCUAUGUUUUAUUCUGCCUAAUUAAAUAUAUAUUUGAAACAAAAGAAGGCUGAGAGCCGAACUACAUAUCCCAGAAACCCCUGCUUUACAGAGAUUUAUGGGAUAUAUGUAACAUUAUGGGGGGAAAGAUAUUGGCUGAGAAAUCUUACAGAGUUAUUUAAUAUUCAUAUAAUAUAUAUAGAUUUCACUGCUCGUGAAGGUUACAUUUAGAGGUUUGGUUUGGAUGUGUACAGUGAAUAUGAAGUUUACAAACCAAAAAAUUGCAUAUUCUCUCUGGUUUAAGAACCUUCACUUUUUUAACACAAAUAAUUUCAGACAUUGACACCUGGUCCUGAGACAGCAUUAUUUCGUAACAUGACUGAAUACCCUGCAGCCAUUUUAUUGCAUGUCGAGGCACUACAUUAAAUGUCUGAUUAGCAGAUCAGCUAAAGCAAACAUUCUGUAAUACAUAAUUGCAAUGGAAUGUUUAACAUACAUUUGACUAAAUAUAUACACAAAAACACGCUGAAGCAUGCUGAAGUGGUUAUGGUGCCAGGAGUGUCUUGGCAUACCCCAUUGUAAGGACUCUAACCAUUUUAGAGCAGUUUAACUUUUUAUGAGGGUGGGCUUGGGAUGGCGCCACACCCUUUAUCCACUACAGCUCAGUGAGUUAACCUCAAUGAGUGCAUAUAUCGCUUUUUGACUAAGAGCGAUCAGCUGAUACUCUCAGCCAAUAAGCUAGGCCUACACUGCAGGGCUUAGCUCAGGAGAGCUAUUGGAAGCUCCUGAGCUGGACAUUUUAGCUCACUGUGAGCUAUAAUGUAAGCAGGGAUUUGUGAAGGUGUUCUUUUAAAGGGACACUAUAGUCACCUGAACAACUUUAGCUUAAUGAAGCAGUUUUGGUGUAUAGAACAUGCCCCUGCAGCCUCACUGCUCAAUCCUCUGCCAUUUAGGAGUUAAAUCCCUUUGUUUAUGAACCCUAGUCACACCUCCCUGCAUGUGACUUGCACAGCCUUCCAUAAACACUUCCUGUAAAGAGAGCCCUAUUUAGGCUUUCUUUAUUGCAAGUUCUGUUUAAUUAAGAUUUUCUUAUCCCCUGCUAUGUUAAUAGCUUGCUAGACCCUGCAAGAGCCUCCUGUAUGUGAUUAAAGUUCAAUUUAGAGAUUGAGAUACAAUUAUUUAAGGUAAAUUACAUCUGUUUGAAAGUGAAACCAGUUUUAUUUUCAUGCAGGCUCUGUCAAUCAUAGCCAGGUGAGGUGUGGCUAGGGCUGCAUAAACAGAAACAAAGUGAUUUAACUCCUAAAUGACAGUGAAUUGAGCAGUGAAAUUGCAGGGGAAUGAUCUAUACACUAAAACUGCUUUAUUUAGCUAAAGUAAUUUAGGUGACUAUAGUGUUCCUUUAAACUCAGACUCUUUACAACGGGGGAGCCAGGGCACAUAUGGAUUAUUUGUUUUGUAGCUUUUUGUCAUAAAUGUCACUCAUUAUACAUUUAUACAAUAAAAACAUACCAUAAUAACCUUUAGCACAAAAUAUUUAAUUGGGAAAUUGUUGUUUUUUACAAGUCAAUAUUAUUUAUUAAUAAAUGGAAUGUAAAUUGAAAUAUAAUUAUUUCUUUUAAGUUCAUACAAUACAUUUUACUUAAAAUUUAAAAAAAAAAAUAUAUUUUUUUCAAUUCUAUUUUCUUUUGCUCAUUAUAACCAAAUAUAGAUGAUGGCUUAAAUUCUACACCACCACUAGCCAAGUCCUAAAUGUUACUCACCACUGCAAAGCUGGAGGGUGUAUGGCACUCUCACCAGUCACCAGGGAUAACCCUCUACUAGCCAAUGGCUAGUGGCAAGCAGAAAUUUUAAACCAUGGAAUACAGACGCAAUAAAUUAUGAUACAUUUCAUGUUUAGCCUGUGACAUAAAUAGGUAACAAAUAUGUUUGGUGCAGCUUACAACUCCAAUUUAACAGCAGGCGUCUAAAAACAAGAGAUUAAGAAACAAAUGAACAAUUCUGAGCAUGCGUGGGAUAGGCAUAAGGCUAUCCUAGCUAUAAGAUAAGGCCAGGGACUAAUGAAAGUAUUUAGAAAAUUGGGCAGACUAGAUGGGCCGAAUGGUUCUUAUCUGCCGUCACAUUCUAUGUUUCUAUGUUUCUAAUUUUAAGGUGACUUAAUUAUUAAUAUUAUUUUAACCUGCGUGUCUCCUAUUUUGCUAUCCCAUCGCACUGUUGUACAUUUUCGAUGACACAAAUAAAAGCCGUUUGAACCCUGAAAAAAAAAAUAGUUAUUAAUAUUAUUUUAUUACUUGUAUAGCGCCAUCAGAUUCCGUAGCGCUGUCCAUAAUAACAAUUUAUGCAAAUAAUCUAAUUUAGAACAAGAAGAAUUUAUCUUAUUUACACAUUUAGACGUCACUCUGAGUAUUAUUGCUGUGGAGCUCUGUUAUACUCUCAGACGCACCAACAAUAUGGAGCUUGUAGAAAAGAUCGACAUUAGGAUAGAAAAGAGAGACAAAGGUUUUUGGGUCCAAAAUAGGGACUGUCCCUCCUAAAUAGGGCCACUUGGGAUGUAUGCCUUCACCUGACAAUAUCAAUACCUGAUAGGUGACAAUAUGGUAUUCCUGUAAACUCUGAGGCUUGUCCGUCUCUGUAGUGUUGGAAUCCAUAUAUACCAAGCCUGUACCUGGGAUGUAAUACAUUGUCGUUCUCAUACACUCUGGUGCCACACUCUCUUGCCAGAAUACUGCAUUCCAUUUUCACCAGGCUUACUAUUUAUCUGUAAAUUAAUACAAGUUUUUUUUCUGUUUGACAGGCAGGGAUAUGCCAUUCCUGAAUAUGCUGGGAGUUCUCCUGCUGCUCCUUAUCCCCCCACUAUCUGAAAGUCUUAAAGGUAAGUGGCUUAUCGGUGCUGUUUUUUUUUCCCAGCAAAAGAAAUGUAAUUGGAUCACAGAUAACAGAUUUAUAACACGAAAUGCAAAAAUUGGGGGGGAAAAAGGUAUGUUAUGUUUUCAUUUAACGUAUUUUUUCCUGAAAUAUAAAAUUUCUCUAUAUGUGCAGUGUUUCAAAGCAGAACGCUACUCAUAAAGACUCCAGGCACCAUAACCACUUCAAAUCACUGACGUGGUUAUGGUGCAUGGAGGAAACCUUUAACAUUUUAGACCUAAAUAGCCAAGGUGGAAUUAUAGCCACGCUGGAGUUGGAUAUGCGCUAUAUGCUAUGAUAAAUUGCUAUUUUGGCCAGAUUUAAAAUUCCAGAUCUACCCAAUUCACUAUUUACAGGGUUAUUCAGAAUGGCAGCAAUUUAAAGGGAAAUUCAAAUAUAAGGCCAAAAUAGCCAAACUUAAAAUUGACUUGGAGAAUUUAUCUAAAUUUUAAAAUUCACGUUGAAUUCCCUGCAGUUCUCACUUUGGUAAAUAACCUUGUGUUUGUUUAACCAUGCUUGUAUGUAGAGCCUAAUCCCACGUUGAUAGGAAAAUGAGUUUCUAUGUGUAAAUGUUGAAAGUCACUACAACGUGAUUUAUGUGAACACGUCUAUUUGCUUAACUGAAGAAUUCUUUGCAGAAGACAAACUAUGAAAUAGAACCAAGGAAUUAUAAGGCUGUGAGUGAAUCCAGUUACUAUAAACUAGACUGAACACCGACAUCCACUAAGGAAUUUAAAGAUGUGUAUUAUUAAAUUACAUAGUAGGCAAAUGUAGGAUCAGAUAUUCUGCAUAAAUCCUUUAAAAGGCUUUUGCAUAAAAAGAUAUUGGAGCAAAAUUUAGUAAUUUCUUUUGUGAUUUUAUUACUUCACCAUAGAUUGAAAUUUUACUUUAGUAAAAUAGAUGGUUUUGGCUGAAAAUAAUUUCCUUUGCAAAACAAUAUUUAAAGCUUUUACUGUCUGGGAACUUAAAGGAACAAUCUAAACACUAUAAUUACUACAGUGAGCUCUUAUGGUGACAGGCAGUGCCAUUGCUCUCAACCCCGGAAAUAGGUAGUCAAAAAUGUUUAGAGUGGUUUGGCUUCUUACAUGGGGUCCACCGAAAGUCGCUCCCUGCCUCUUAGAGAGUCAGAAGGGCUCUGCUGUAGCUAAGGCAGAGAGGUGCACUGUAUUGAUUAUUGUAUUUUAAGUGUUCCCUUAAAGUGGCACUGUCACCGUCUGGGGACUUUUCUGAAUUUGCAAAGACCCUGAACUCGUGAAAUCUCUGCUGGGGAUCCAGUGGCUAGGGGGGCAGGUGACUGUGAGAUUACUUACCUGAACCUAUCCCUCGCGGGCGCCGCCAUCUUGUUCAGUCUGCUCCUCUCCAGCACUAGGAGCCGACGUCUCAUGUGCGCAUGUCUGAGAGCACAGCAUUAAGGGUCUGUUGAAGAUCUCGCAGUCCAUGGACACAGCCAAUUCCCUGUAGCUGUCACUGGUGACAGCUGUCGGGAUUAACACUUAGACUUCGCCCUCACUUAAAAAAGAAAGUCUGGCAGAGGAGAAAUACAGAGACAAAGUAGUCCCUACGUUCUCAGUAUACCUCUUGCCUGGGUUGAAAUGUCAGUGAAAUUCCAAUACUGUCAAAAUGAGUAUUUCAUAAAGAUACUAUCAGUGCCGCUUUAACAUUUACAUGGGAUGUGUGCUCUGUAUUAGACCUGCAGUAUUCCACAACAUGGUCCUGUUUUAUAGGUCUCAGGUAAUAAGAAAUGAACCAUAUUUGUGGUAAAACAUCACUCUCGCUAGUCUAUUUCCAGCCUUGUAAGGUCAUUGCAGAUACACAUUACAGACUGUGUAUUGUCCUUUUUUUGCAAUCUCAUUAUCACAGACACAAUGAGUCACUGUUUAUCCGUCUGUAGAUAGAUGUUGAUAAUUGUAACAGUAGAGGAAGUGACUUAUCAGUAUUCUGAAAUAAAAUAUCUUCAAUUGAAAGAAAAAUAAAAAUCAACACAUGAUCACUAUACUUAGGAAUUUCGUGGACUAACCUGAGAUAAUAUGGUGGAUAUUUGGGGUAAGUGCACCAUUGUCUGGUGCUCUUUAAAACAAGUAAUUCCUUUCGAUUACUUCCACCCACAUGUAGAUGAGCAUAGCCAGGCACUUAUUAAUGAUGAAACUGACCAUUUAUGAACCAAUUACAAUCCAUGAAAAUUCAUUAUCUGGUCCUCAAAGACAGUAUGGAAUCUCUCACCGAUUUACCAUCAACAGCAUCAAAGAACCUUGCUCUUGCGAAAUGAGUAGGACGUCCCAUGUUUUUAACUAGCAGGCUACUGUGUUGAUUAAGAAUAUAAUUAGUUAAUUGGGCAGCACAAGCAUCAUAACCACUACAGGUCAUGCUGUGGGCGCAAUUUUAUCAUUUACAAUUUAAUUUUCUUGACAAACUGACAAAGAAAGAAAGUUUACCUGGUACCAGCCCCCUUUUCAGCCAUCUUAUUCUAUUUUUUCUGUGUCAUGAAAUUCUAAUUGUUUAACAUUUCCAAUACAAUCUUAAAUUCGCUACAAUUUGGUCUUCAGUUAAUAGAGCCCAAACAGGAGAUUGAGGCAAGUUUUAAUAGGGAUAAAGUCUUUAUAUCACAUGGUUCACUCAUGCCAUACAGGAAUGCAAUGUAUUACUUUGCAAAGCAAACUAUACAAUAAAACACGAAUUAGGGAAAGGAAUACAGGGCUACAGAAUUGGGCCUACUGGCCUUUAGCUUGCCACACGGCCGGUGCAAGUUUUCAAAUUAAAUAAGUGGGUUUUGUCUGUUUCUCUAACCGAGUAGGAAUUAAAUGCAGUCAAGCAUUUAACUAUAUAUAAUUUGCAACCGGGAGGGGGGAUAAGGGGUAUAAUUUGUUGAAAGUUGGCAAAAGGCUUCAAAGCAUUUAACCCAUUUGUCUGGUUGCCAUGGACACCUCUCUCGCACUGUAGAGAUAUGCAUGGCAUGUUCCAUUUAAAGAAGACGUGCAAAGCCCCCAAAAAAUUGCAUUAAUCAAUAGAGCCUAAAAUCUGUCCUUAUGUUUUGUGGGUUUUUUUGUUUUUUUAACAUGUUCAUAAUAUAUUUUAGGGAUAGAAAUGGUCCAAUGUGCAGUUUUUAAAGCCCGAUAUCGCAGAUAUUUAUGGGUGUUUUUUUUUUUUGUAUGUCUGAAUAUAUUCACUAUUGAAGUGUUUACUGAGACGCAAUUUAUAACGGAGAUAAAUAAAACAUUUUGUCUCUGCACGCUAGAGAUAGUGAGGGUUUCCUUCUCAUGACUUCUCAUGCUGGCAUCAUGUAUGGGGGUUCAGAGUUACGGAAUUCGGACAACCUUUCAACAGGCCCCCCCAACCGUCUUGUUUCCAGUGGGUCAGCCCCAACUGAGCAGCAGACACUAGGACCAUGCAGGGAGCACUUCAGCAGCUUGUUGGUGGAUGUAUGCCCCCCUAUUAUGCGUGUGGCUAGUGGCACAGUUUGCGUCACUGGUGACGUCCUCUCAGGGCCCAGCCACACUCCGUUCCAAUUCUCCCCUCCCAAUUGUUGUGUGGUAUGCUCCAAUCGGCAAAAAUUAAGAUGAAUUGCCAUUUGUUGGAAACUGAGUGUACAAAUUUAGUUUACGUAAAUCAAAAGCAAAAAAAACAACCAGUAACCAAUUACUGUAUUAUUCAUUUCUUCCACAUACCUCCCAAUUGUCCCCAUUUAGGAGGGACCGUCCCUAAGUUUCGUCCAAAUCCCUCUGUCCCUCUUUUCUAUCCUAAUGUCCUUCUUCUCUAAGAGCUCACAGUAAUGUGUCUUUAAACUACAAUAAAUAUGUUUAGAAAUCAGUCAGUGUAAAUAAAAUGCAUUUUUCUUGUUCUAAAUUAUAGUUUUUAUAUACAUGGACUCAAAACAGAUUAUCUACAAAUAUUUAUAUACAUGGACUCAAAAGAGAUUAUCUACAGAGGCAAGAAAAAAGUAUAUACAAAUAGACUCGUCUCGUGAAUGAUGAAUUGUAGUGAACUUUGUUUUUCAAUUCCCCAUUUCACUGUAUAGGGAAUAUUAACUCUAAAAAGGUGAUCAUGGUGAAGAUUUGCAGAUUUUAGGAGAAACUAUUGAAAUUGGAAAAAUAGAUGAGUCUGAGAAUAUUUUACUUUGACUAUUUUGGCCUAAAAAUUUUGCAUCUGAAUUCUCUGCAACACCAAGUUUAGUGAAUAAAAAAAAAAAAAAAAUGUCUUCUCCUUCUUCCAGAUUGAACCAAACAUGAUUAUUCACCAAAGUGAGAAUUCAAGUGAAUUCAGAGUGAAUUUCGAAUUACCCAGUGUCAAUUUGCUCUAGGCUAGGGGAAAUGCUCUAACCUUUCAUCAUAAUGGAGGACGUGCCCUGCGUGAUUCUGACACCUUCUCUUAAUUGGUUGUACUAAUUGAAAACUGAAGGUCUAUGCCCUGUAGCAUGUUAUUGUCACUGUAGAGACAAAGAAUUUAGCGACUGUCAAAUAUAAUGAGCUUGAUGUCAGCUACACUUUUCAGGCAAACUACUGCCAUCUCCAUGUUCACGUACAUUGGAUAGAUCCAUUUGUUUAUACAAAUUAUUAGUAUAUUGCAACGAGUACAUCUUAAAUCAAUACUCCAAGGACCAUAACCAAUACAGUUUGCUGCAGAGGUUAUGGCGCCCAAAGCGUCACGACCCCUCAUGCCACAUGUGAAAAGUCGAACUGUUUAGUAAUUGUUUUAUUUCAUCCCUGCGGUCCACUUGGCUGCACUCCAUCACCUCUUCCUUGCCAGAAUUUCUUUUCAUUGAGCUAAACCCGGCAAAUGUUUUGGCUCCUUAUAUUGGGACACCGUGGUACUACUGUCACCAUAACCACUACAGCACUCUGUAGUGGUUAUGGUGCUUGGGUGUUCAUUUAAUAUUACUGAGUAUUUGUGUCAAUCUAUGUUUUAUGUGUCCACUCUGCAUAAUUAACUAUGUUUUUGUUUCCAGUCAAUCGAUGUGUGGCAUCUGGGGCACAAACUUGUACCGCAUGUAUCCAAGUGGACAAAGAUUGUUCCUACUGCAUAGAUGAGGUAAGAGUUUAGAAUAAAAAAAUAAAAAAUCAAAUGCAACAUUUAGUAAAAAAAUAUAUAAGUACAUUGCAAUCCGCGUCAGUAACCGAUCAAUUGCAUUUUCUGGCUUUCAUGCAGAAUUACACAACAAUUUGAAAGCGAUAAUAAUCUAAACGUUAUGGGUCAUAUUACCCCUGCCAAUGCUGCUGAAAUCAUAAAAUAUUAUUGCGUUAUAAUUGAUCUUAAUUUGUUAUGUACGCGUUUAUUCAUGCAGUGUUCAGCUUGACUGGCUUUUAUCUCAAGGUUAACAACAACAAAAAACAAACAAAAUGUCUCCUUUAUAGGAUUUUAUAUAACAUAACAGCUGACUAUCCAGACAGUGGAGUCCACUGAUGGAGCUAAUUGAUUAAAAGUUUGUCAUUAACCUAUUUCUAUUUAAUUUCUAUUUAAUUUACCCCUAAGUGGAGAUUUGUUACUGUGCAAUGUGUGAUUGUUAUGCUAUCAAUUUUGCUCCGUUAUGUUGAAGUUACAAUAGUUAUUCGUCCUUUAAUUGGUGUGUAUGAUUAACAAGAAAUCAUUAAAGUUGGUUGUACACAUCAUAAAGCCAGCGGAGGUUUUUGUUCCUCGUGUGCUAAAUUUUUUGGAUACUGGUUAACUGUUUUCAGUGACUGUUCAAAAAUUUCAUCGAGGGGAUAAAUUCACUGUCAACUGGUUCCAUUAUUAUGAUGACAACUCGGAUGAUAGUUUAUGGUCCCAAAAAUAAUUGUUUUUUUGGGGAUUAGAAAUUCCUUUCUAUUUCUCUAACAUCUCAAUCAUAUCAGAUCCAAUGCUUCUCAAAAAGAAGCGUUGGGGACAAGAUAUGCAUGCGCCGCCAACCGCUGAGCUCCAUCUUGAUUGGAGAACCAGGUUUGAUUUGGUUAUGGAAGUGAAGCACCUCUAGUGGCUGUCAGGAAGACAGUCAUUAGAUAUGUGUUUAACCCUUCAAUGUAACUUUGCUGUUUCUACAAAACGGCAAUGUUUUACAUUGAUGGGUUAAAAUGACAUCACCACUGCAACGUGACCACUUCAUUGAAAUCAUGUGGUCUGAUUGACUUUAGUAGGUCUUUAAACUUGCCGUUUUUAACACAAGGUAUGAGGUCCUCCCUUUUUUUUUUAAUUAAUUUUUUUUACCAAUCUGAUAAUAGCAAAAUGUGCCAAAUAGAAUUGGAACAGACAGAUUGUGAUCACUUAAAUAUAUAUCAGUUUUAACAGCUGCCAGUGGUUAGUUAACAAUUUCAAGCGAUAGAUUGUAAUGAACCCCAUAGACUGGAAACUUUACAAACAAAAUUAAACUCACCAACAUAUAGGAUUGGGAUAAAUCGCCCAAUUCUUGUGCUAAAAUUAUCUGCGUUCCCAGGCAUUGUACUAAAGAUGUGUUUGUAUCAUAUCUUAAGAACAUAGAAACAUGGAUUUGGACAUCGGACAGUAAGCGGGAUUCUUCUUUAGAUUCCCUUUAGAAGAGAUUUAUAUUUAUUCACACCAAACUGAGAACCAAAAACUGAACUGCAAUGUUUACAGUUCGGUUUGUAGUCACAACAUUUUGACUUAAUUUAGCAGUUUGGUUUUCAGCCUACCACAAUUUUGGUGUUUAGUGAAUAAACUCAAGAGUGUAAAUCACAGGCUUUCUUGAGCAGUUUCCUUGUAUUCGUCUUCACCAACACUACUGGACAGUUCUUCUAUGGAUCUACAAAUCUUUUUUAAAUAGUAUUUGAUAAGACAUUUAUCCUAAUGCAUCUCUCCAAAAUGUGGGACAUUCUUGACUUGGUGCCCAUAUUCCACGACUGCAGUCCACUUUUUUUUACUGCCCAACAUAUGGACAGUCCAGAAAUAAAUAUUUAUGAUUUCUCCUAGACCACAUUUGUAGAUGUGUGAGCCUACUUUCAGAAAUUUGGCAAUUCUUUCCGCAGAGCUCUGAUAUGCACGGACCUGCUGGACGGUUAUCACAUUGUGUGUCAUUUAGUUGCACACGUGCCAGACAGAUAUGCCUCCUUUUUAUGUAAACUUGGUGACAUGAGGGGACAUUAACAUGAAACUAACAUCCCCCUACAAUAAUAAGGGCAAGUAGACAUUGCUCUGAAGCAAUUGAUAACAAUAUAUUAAAUGGGAAGAAAGCAAAUUUAAUCACAAUAGGAGACUGAACUGAAACACAGGAGGAGCAUACUGGGGUUGUGGGAUGCAGCCUCACAUUAUUCUUCUUAAAAAAAAACAAGAGGUACGUUGAGAAGAGAAAAUAGCAUGGUCAGUAAAAAAAAGGGGACAAAACAUUUUUUAGAUACAUAAAUGAGAAAAGGAAAGUAAAACAAGGAUUAGUUAGAUUUUAAAAAAAAGGAGGAAGGUAUGUAGAAGGAUAAAGGUCUAACUGACUGCCUCAAUUAAUAUUUCUGUUCAGUAUUUACAGAUGAAAAUGAAGGAAAGGGGCCUCAGUUAGGAAAAAGGACAAAUGAGUCAUUUGUUACAUGUGAGUUUACAGAGGAAGAGGUUCUAUUUCAACUGUCAAAAGUAAAGACAAAUUAGUCAAUGGACCUGAUGGAAUACAUCCAAAGUUAUUAAAAGAGCUUAGUGGUGUACUAACAAAACCAUUAACAGAUUUAUUUAACCAAUCAUUGUUAACAGGAGUAGUCCCAGAAGAUUGGAAGUUAGUGAAUGUUGUGCCCAUUCACAAGAAAGGUAGUAGGGAGGAGUUAGGCAACUAUAGGCCAGUAAGCCUUACUUCAUUAGUGGGGAUAGUAAUGGAAACCAUGUUAAAGGAUAGGAUUGUUGAACAUCUAAAAACAUGUGGAUUUCAAGAUCAGAGACAACAUGGGUUUACUUCAGGGAGAUCAUGCCAAACUAAUCUUAUUGAUUUUUUUGAUUGGGUAACUAAAAUUAUAGAUCAGGGUGGUGCAGUAGACAUUGCUUACCUAGAUUUCAGUAAGGCUUUUGACACUGUUGCACAUAGAAGGCUUAUCAAUAAACUGCAAUCUUUAAGUUUGGAUUCCAGUAUUGUUGAAUGGGUAAGGCAGUGGCUGAGUGACAGGCAACAGAGGGUUGUAGUCAAUGGAAUAUAUUCGAAGCAUGGGCUUGUCACCAGUGGGGUAGCUCAGGGAACUGUUCUUGGACCCAUUCUCUUUAAUAUUUUUAUUAGUGAUAUUGCAGAAGGGCUUGAUGUUCCAGGAGGGCUAGGCCAAAUGGCAAAUGAUUUAGGUAAACUAGAAAAAUUGUCAGAGUUGUGGCAACUGACAUUUAAUGUGGAUAAGUGCAAGAUAAUGCAGAGUACACAAUAUUUGAUAGAGUCCUAACCUCAACAUCUGAGGAAAGGGAUUUAGGGUUUAAUAUUUCUGAUGACUUAAAGGUAGGCAGACAAUGUAAUAGAGCAGCAGGAAAUGCUAGCAGAAUGCCUGGAUGUAUAGGGAGAGGUAUUAGCAGUAGAAAGAGGGAAGUAUUGGAGUAUUGUAGGCAGUACUGGAGACCGUAUCUCCAGAAGGAUAUUGAUACUUUAGAGAGAGUUCAGAGAAGGGCUACUAAACUGGUUCAUGGAUUGCAGGAUAAAACUUACAAGGAAAGGUUAAAGGACCUUAACAUGUAUAGCUUUGAGGAAAGACGAGACGGGGGAUAUUAUAGAAACUUUAAAAUACAUAAAGGGAAUCAACACAGUAAAGGAGGAGACUAUAUUUAAAAGAAGAAAAACUACCACAACAAGAGAACAUGUGACAUGUCUUAAAUUGGAGGGGCAAAUGUUUCAAAAUAAUAACAGGAAGUAUUACUUUACUGAGAGGGUAGUGAAUGCAUGGAAUAGCCUUCCAGCUGAAGUGGUAGAGGUCAACACAGUAAAGGAGUUUAAGCAUGCAUGGGAUAUGCAUAAAGCUAUCCUAACUAUAAGAUAAGGCCAGGAACUAAUGAAAAUAUUUAAAAAAUUGGGCAGACUAGAUGGGCCGAAUGGUUCUUAUCUGCCGUCACAUUCUAUGUUUCUAUGUUUUGUUGUAAGGUAAAAUUAAGUACAACGUAUAAACCCAAUGAACACCCAUUAUUGAAUACGUUAGUAUGAAAUAGUUCUAUAGAAAUAUUGACAAUAGUGAAAACCCACAAGUUGUAUUAUUUUAAUAUUUUGCAUAAGUUUUGAAAAUUGGAAACCGAUAUUGUCUUACAGCAUCGAAUGACACAAAAAAAUAAGUCUAACGUUCUUUUACUUUCUUCACACAUCUACAAGGGUUUUCGUGAUGGACGAUGUGAUCUAUAUGAUAAUCUUGUGGAAUAUGGCUGUAGUGCAAGGGGGAUUGUGUCUAUGAAGAGUGAAGUUUUAACCAAGCAGGUAAGGAAUCAGUUUGCAUAACAUUACCCUAUCUGUGUAUUACAGUACUAAAAGGAGAGAGGGCAUUUUGUUAGUCUGUGCCCAGAGGCCAUUCGUCUCUAUUCAUAUUUGGAAGCGCCAACUUGUGUUUGAUCACCAGCCCAAAACCCAACCUCUUCAAAAUAAUUAAUAACCUUCCCUACCGUUGCAAUAUUAUCACCACCUCUUAUAUAAAGAAAACGCUACAUAUUUUAAUAUAAAAUACUUGUUGCUUAGUUGUCACUCCAUUUGCCUCUCUACAGAGUAUCCGCAUAAAUACCAGCUUGAAGAAGACACAAGUUUCUCCCCAGCUGAUGUCCAUGCGUCUACGUGCGGGGGAAGAGGCUUCAUUUGACUUGCAUGUGUUUGAGCCACUGGACACCCCUGUUGAUCUGUAUAUCUUGAUGGACUUCUCCUACUCCAUGUCCGAUGAUUUGGACAAUCUUAAGAAAAUGGGACAAGAACUAUGUAAGAUAAAAGUCGAUAUUAAAGAUAGUAGGAUAGAGUAUGAAUAAAAGGUCUGGAGAAUCUGAGAAGGACAAUAAAAAUAAGGAACAUACUUUUUAAUGAAUGUGUUAAAGUUGAUUGUCACUUCUACUUAUCUUAGUAGAAUACUUUCUCUUUUUGUUAGCUUAAUGUUUUUUUUUUCUCUGUUUCACCAUCACCAUCAAAUUUUUUGUUUUACAGCUAAUGUACUCAGCACCCUCUCAAGUAACUACACCAUUGGCUUUGGAAAGUUUGUGGACAAAGUAUCCGUCCCUCAGACAGACAUGAGACCGGAAAAGUAGGUACCAGGGAACAAAUUGAAAGCUGGGUUCCGAUUGUGGGAUUGUGGAAAAGGAAGGAAGGCAUAGGAAGCCUAUAUAAAAUGAGAAAAAGUUCUGAUUUUAAUGAUCGUUCAGCAUUGUGAGCAGUGUUAAUUUUGGUGUCAAAUUUCAGUUUAGUUUUAGUUAUAGUUUUUUGACUAAAAAAACUGUUUAGUUUAAGUCGUAUUUUAGUCAUCUGAAUUGUUUUAGUUUUAGUCUACUUUUGGAUGACUAAUCUCCAGUAUAUUUUAGUCGACUAAAUCUUCAGUAGGUUUUAGUAAACUAAAUCUUCAGUAGGUUUUAGUAAACUAAAACUUCAGUAGGUUUUAGUUGACACAACUAAAAUCUAAUGGGUUAAGUUAAAGCCUCUAUCUGUCUGUUUUGCCCCUUGGCUCAUAUGGCAGAUCAUAUGGGUGGGCAUUGUGAUGGGGGUAGGGCAAAUUUUUGUUUGCCUAGGGCAGCAAAUAUGCUUGUACCGGCCCUGAUCGGAAUUGUUUUAGUUUUAGUCAACUAAAUCUCAAAAAUGUUAUUUGACUAAAAUCUGACUAAAAUCGUUAGUCAGCAAAAUCAACACUGAUUGUGAGUUAGAACUGUAAAGUCGCAUUUGUUUACACAAGAGGUUGGAUGGAAGUUGGGUUGACUGAACACAAAACCUGCUGGAAUGAGUAUAUGAGCCCAUGAAUUAGGGUACAUCGAAAGGGUCUUGUGUCAAAAUCUGGUACAUUAAAUCAUUAACUCAAUAUCGCUCUUCAGGCUCAAGCAGCCGUGGCCCAACAGUACCCCCCCUUUCUCCUUCAAGAACGUCAUCCGUCUGACAGAAGAUAUUGAUCACUUCCGCCGGGAACUGAUGAAGGAGAAGAUCUCUGGAAAUUUGGAUGCUCCUGAAGGCGGAUUUGAUGCCAUUCUACAGACAGCAGUAUGCACGGUGAGAAGGCUGUCAGCAGCAGAGGAGCAACUAUAUAUUGUAUAAGUGAAUGAUAACUUUUCAUAGUACUCAAGUUUAUAAGUAAUAGCUGCAAAUAUAGUCCAGUGAAAAAACAUAAAUCCACAUUUUAUAGUUCUUUGUUUUCCAUCAUAAUUGACUCCUUUUAAACAUUUUCCCCACAAUUUGUGGUUAUAGACAUAUUCUUUCUCAGUGAGCAGAAAUAUCAAACAUUAAGAGUAUAAUCAAAGAUAAAGUCUACACUGGAAUCCAAAAAUGAAAAAAUACAUGGGUACUAGAGUAUUUUUUGUGUAGUCGGUGAAUGACCAAAUGCAAAAUUGCAAAUAUCUACCAUAAUUGGAGCUCCAGCUGAGGAGUGAUCAAAGACAAAAGUACAAUACGGACUCACUUUAGUAGUUCCAAGGUUGGCAUCGCUGCCAGAGAGGUGUCCAUAGAAAGAUGCCUAUAAUUCUUAGUUGACCAAACCAGACCUGAUUGGAAAGUUACAAGUAAGGUGAUUUUGCACUGUACUAACGGUAUAUUGUGAAUAACAUAUGUUCUUCCCUUAGAAUCAAAUUGGUUGGAGAAAGGGUAGCACCCAUCUCUUGGUCUUCUCCACUGAAUCUGCUUUCCACUACGAAGCCGAUGGCAUGAAUGUCCUGGAUGGGAUAAUGCCAAGAAAUGACGAGCAUUGUCAUUUGGACACAUCGGGACUCUACACCCAUGACACCAUACAGGAUUAUCCCUCUGUCCCCACCCUUGUUAGAGUGCUUGCCCAAAACAACAUCAUUCCAAUCUUCGCAGUGACCAACUACUCUUACAGCUACUAUGAUGUGAGUGUCACAUGUGCAGACAGGAACUGCAACAUCUAUAUAGCUCAGUUAGUUAGUACACCAGCUGUAGUAGAAUUAUUAUCAGUUCAAACCUGAAGGUUAAAAUGGAUUUUUAACUUUCCAAGGUUGAUAAAAUGGGUGCCACUGCUUUGGGUAAUUAUAUAUAUAUAUAUAUAUAUAUAUAUACACACACACAGGUAAUUACUUAAAAGUAGGCUGGUUCAGAGGAGGAGGCAAACAGGCCAGGAGAACAGGAUUUGUCACAAGUACUUGUAAGAAUGGUUUAACCCCUCAAAGUAAGCAGGCAUCCUGGAUCUCCCGACAACGUAUCAACUUGAAGUAAUUAUGUUGCCUGGAUUAUCCCUUUAACUUACCUUUUUAUCACUGUUCUACUCAGUCCUCCCCAAAGAAACUGUCAGUCUUUCCUAUCUCAAGAGAAAAAAGGACAAUCGUGGCCAUUGCCAUGAAUGCACCAGUCAAAUGUGAUCCUGAUGAUCGCUUAAUAGAUUGCUUCUCAUAGGGAACUAUUUGUCUAAUGUUUCCCUAUGGAAACUCCCAUUUGCACUUGAAUGAUGGUUCAAGCCGAGUGAAUCAGGAAGCCCUCCUGGCUGUCAACGUGACUGCCAGAGGAGGUGUUCCCAAAUUAACAACUGGACCACCUUCAGUUAUCCCCUAAAGCACUUCUUUAUGGAAUAGGAAUGGCAUUGUAUAUAUGCUAAAAAUGCUGUGGUUAAAACAUUAAAAUAAAUGGUUAACAGGUUGUUGUUCUAUUAGUUAACAGACCAUUUAUUUCUGGUGCAAGACUCAAAACUGACUCAUAACUAUCCCAUGUCAGAGGCUGUUGAGGGACAUUCUGUAGAUCUCACUUUUCUAAAUUGUUUAUACCUUCCAUUGCAAGGCAUAUUAUUCAGCACAUAUUGAUUUAUUUCUAUGUUUCCUUUGGUCUUACAGAAACUUAGCAAGUAUUUCAAAGUUUCUGAGAUUGGUGAGCUGCAAGAAGAUUCUUCCAACAUCGUAGAACUUCUCCGAGAGGCCUUCAAGGUGAGUGAGGAGAUAUGAAAUGGUUGGAGAUUUCCAAUAUUUUUGUAAUAUUUUACCUAUGUCCUUGUGGAUAUUUUUUUCUGAAGUUAUCUGUUUCAGGGUACUAAUCAUCCUCUACUUUGUCUAUAGCAAAUCCGUUCUAGGAUGGAUAUCCGAGAUGACUACACCCCUCGUUCCAUGAAUAUCACAGUCUCAUCAAGCAAAGCCCAACUCACAGAGACAGGAUCCUUCCAGGUCACCCGUGGAGAAGAGGUAACUUCCCCCUCCAAAAGAGUUUUGAGUAACCCUUUAAACUAUGGCUUAUGUAAGUGAUACUAGUAAUUUGAAAGUUGGAAAAAAUCUACUAAAUCAUUUUUCCCAUCCAGGGUAUAUUCCAGGUAAAAGUGAAAGCUCUAGAACAGGUCGGUGGGCAGCAUGUGUGCAAACUUCCUCCACAGGACCAGAAAGGAAACGUACUUCUGAAACCAUCAUCCUUUACAGAUGGACUUCAAAUCGAUGCUUCAGUAAUAUGUGAUGUUUGCCCCUGUGAGCUGGUGAGUGUCUGAAGGACAGGGACAUGGUGUUUAGAAGUAUCUUGUUAGUUAGUUGAAGGAGUAUGCUAGGAAUAUGAACAUUUAUUGAUAAUGUUAGAAUACUCUAGCAGUGAUAUAGGUUAUUCAAUCCCCCUUAAAAAGAAUAAUAACCAGUAGUCCCCUGGUGCGCUGGUUUCAACUUGGCUUCUACUCUGGCUGAGAUCAUCACUGCAGAAAUUUCUAUAGGGAAGCAUUAGGAGGGGUGGCUAGAGUGCAUGCGCCACAAUUGCCAUGUUGUGCCAGUCAACAACUCCUUAUAGAGAUGCAUUAGAUCAAUGUAUCUCAAAGGGGAGCAUUUGUUAUCUUCUGGCAGUGCGUAAAGGCGUUAAACAUCGUCCCGCCCCAAGUGUCUAUCACUGGAUGUGGCCUUUAUAAACAAAUAUAGACUGUGCCUUUUCGCCGAAAAAGACAGUGUUUAGAAUUGUCAGCCAGCAGGAACAGGUUCUUUAAGCACCAUAACUACUACAACGUAAUUCUGGAGCAGAGUCUCCCUGUAGACAGGUACAUAGAUGAUUACACGCUAUUAAUAAUACAAAACUCACUGUGUUAUCUUGAAAGUGAGAACAUAGAACAAUGCUUAACGUGCAUUCUUGUUUCUUAACUUACUAUUCUAUUCCUCAUUUCCUAAUCUUGAUCACAAUUUCUCUCCAAAUUCUUCCCGAACCUCAAGCCUGCUUUUCUCAAAAUUCUAAUUUCCCAGUUUCUCUUUUAGUCUUUGAUGUCAUUUUUCAUAGUUUCCAGUUCUCACAUUUACUUCACUCAUGUUCAUGCAUUGCAUUUUAUUCCUUCAGCAAAAGGAACUGGACUCUCCUAAGUGCAGUUUCAACGGGCACUUUGUUUGCGGACGCUGUGAGUGUAAAGAUCGCUGGUAAGAUUGUGUGCAUCACAUGCUCUGUUAUAAAAAUAUAAGCUACACUCGUAGGAGUUGUGUUAACACGGACACUAAACACAAAUAAGAUAUAUCAAGUAACAUCUGUAUUACACACAGUGUACAAAUUUUUCCUGAUCAUAGGAGACUAUCGGACAUCUAGCAUGUAUGUAAGUGUGUUUUAUUAUGUAACAUGAAACAUUGUUUCUACAUUGGCCAAGUUGAAUUAAUACACUACAAAUAAGUAGUGGGUAUUAUUGAGAGGAUAUUGUUGAUUAUGUGCUUAUUAGUAUUAGUUCUGAAAAACAGAAUAUAGUUAUCUCGUGUAGUGUAUCGUGUAAUAAUAAACAAAACGUGUAUAUUGUAUCAUGCACUAUGUCUGUGUAUCGCAGGCGAGGGGAAACCUGCAACUGUUCGAUUGACGACAACACAGACAGCAAGUCAUGUAUAGCCCCUGGAAGCCAGGAUAUCUGCUCUGGACAUGGAGAGUGUGUCUGUGGGGUUUGCCAGUGUAUUUCAGAGUCCCAGCACCAGCGGUAUGAGGGGGAGUUCUGCCAAUUCAACAACUUCCAGUGCCCACGGAUAGGGGGCUUCAUGUGCAAUGGUAUGAUAGCCGAAAGUGACAAUAUAUGUAGGGUAUUAGGGAUUUGUUGAAUGACAUGUCUUUAGAUCACGCUGUAGUGGUCAUGGUGCCCAUAGUGUUUUAGUAACCUACCAAGGUAAGUUGUCAAACAGUUUUAGAACAAUCUGACAACUUACCUAAGGUUUGCCAGGUGCAAGUCGCCUCCUCCUCCUCUGCCCCCAGAACCAUCAACUAUGUUGCAGGAAGGUGUAGGGAGGCGUUCCUUGGCUGAGCAUGCUUGGUUAACUCUCUCAGCCAAUGAGACAGCUCUACGUGGCAUGGUGUGGCUCUCAAUUAGUUUGAUUACUUCCCCUGGGAGGGUGUCAUGAAUCUCCUGACAUCAAAACUACUACAACUGCAACCUAGACAAACUAUGACAUUAUACUCCCCUCUUUGUGUAUUGUACUUCUACAUUUUAUGCCUAGCCUGCGUGUAGUUAUGGUGUGCAUAAAAACUUACAAAAUCACUUUCUAUUUUCUGCCUACCCUGCAUGUAGUUAUGGUGUGCAUAAUAACAUACAAAAACACUUUUCUAUUGACUCUGCUCUACAGGACAGAGUCCCCAUUUCCCACCUUUGUGUUGUAGAUAAUACAGAAUGUAGGGGUGGGGGAUUACUAGUCAAAGAUCUACAAAACAGUCUGUGAGUUCUCAUAAUAACAUUUCAAUUUCACCUGCAGACAGGGGGCGCUGUUUUAUGGGUGGAUGCGUAUGCGCGGCUGGCUGGGAAGGCCCUGGGUGUGAGUGUCCAAUCAGCAAUCAGACAUGUCUGGAUACAAACGGGGUAAGUGCAUUGGUAGGGUGUCUCAAAGAUGACUUGGGAAGUGGACAGAAUGGGGACAUUUUUAAAUGUUUGGAAUCGUGUGACAGUCAGAAAUUCUGAGAUUUAAAACAAAAUAAUCUGUGCUAAUUACCUUAUUUUUCUUAUAGGGUCUGUGUAAUAACCGUGGGAAGUGCGUGUGUGGGCGCUGCCAGUGUGACGAGGUGUCACAGUAUACCGAUGCCACAUGUGAAUUUGCAAACUCCCUGGUAUGUUCUUUGAAUAUGCGUACAAAAAUACUCAAAUCUCCCUGACCAGAUUUUAAUUAAAGGUAAUGUUUAGGUUACAAAAUAGUUUUUUUUAAUAUAUUUGAACAACGCGGUGUCAAAAUAUGCAUCUAUCCAUCUAUCCACACUCUCUUAGCCAAUGGGACAGCUCUACAAGGCAUGGUGUGGCUCUCAUAUCUAUUUUAAAAUAAAAUACAAGAAUAUAAAUACAAUAAAUAUAAGAAGUAGCCUUAUUCAAAACAGGCGUACCAUCAUCAUAUAGGAUAUGAAGUUGCCCAUGAGUAAAUAUCAUAUUGGCAACCAAUAAAAAAAUAACUUGGGAUAGAAAGAGAGAUCGAGAUGGAAGGGAAGUGUAGGAUAAAGCCACCACGAGAAGGGAUUUGUGUCUCCUGUUACCUCAUGAACCACCUAGAGUAUGUCAUCCCACUGCGUCCGUAUUAUAAAAGGAACUUAUGGUAUUUUUACACAAUGGCAGUCAAUUUAUCUAUUAGAACAUGGGUUCCCAACCAAGUCCUCAAGUACCCCCUACUAGUCCAGGAUUUAAGGAUUACCCUGUUGUGUCUAGAGUGUUUUUUUUUUCCUUCUAAAAACACCUUAGACACAACUGGGUAAUCCCUAAAUCCUGGACUGGUAGGGGAUACUCGAGGACUGGGUUGGGAACCACUGUAUUCGAUUGUUCUCUGCUAUCUUAGUUUUGAUUUUAUGGAAGGGACAUCUGAUCCUUAUCAUUUAACUGCCACUGAACUUCUGGCCACCAGUGUGAUGCUAUUGUAGAACGUUUGAGAGCGUGUAGGGAAGCCCUCCAGGGGUUGGGAUAAUAGGAAAGCAGAUGCAAUUUGUUGCUUCUAAAUCUGAUUUAAAACUUCUUUUUUUUAAUGGAUAGCUUUUGCUUGGUGUGUGUGAAGACAUUAGAACAUGCGUGCAGUGCCAGGCGUGGGGCACUGGAGAGAAAAAAGGCAAAAAAUGUGAGGAGUGUAUCUUCAAGAUAAAGAUGGUGGAUGAACUCAAGAAAGGUAAACAAGCAGAAUAAUACCCUUCAUUUAAAAAUGUUUAAUUACUAAAACGAUUAUCUCUGCAACACAUGGCAAGCCAAUAAUAAACAAACUUCAGGAAUAUUGGAGAUGAACAUUGUGGCUCAAUAUCACAAAACAUUUUGUUUAAUAUAAACUUGGGAUAUACAGGUUAACUGCAGCUGCUGUAAUGUUAUAAUCUCAGCGAAGUCCCAACAGGUAAAAUCCGUUUCACCAAGCUUCGAAGAAGAUAUCUCAUUAAUAUCUCACAAACUAUACUGAGUGAAAAACCACUAUUGGGUUUACUGGUUACAUUGGUUAUACUUCAAUAUGGAAUAUCCCUUCUGGCUGGUGCAUUUAAAAUGACAUUAUUGUGUUAUAUUUUCAUUAUCCUAUUUAAAACUAUACAGCUAGAAAACAAGUUUAGAACAACAUAGACAGUGAAUUAAGAUUACACACGGUCCAAGGCAGGUUACUAGACUAGAGCUCCCACUUCACCAGUAAUAUGUUUGUUGUAUUGGGCCAAGCUUGGCCAAAUAUCUUCAUGACAUUGACAAUGUCCCUAGAAUACCUUAGAUCACCUAAUGCAGGGCUCAAAAUAUCAAGACAUGCCCUACUAGACAAGCCAAAUGGUUGCUUGCUUCUACAAGCCUAGAAGGUCCACUGCACACUAACCAAGGGUGAAUUUCUACUCGCCAUGGCUGCAUUUUCACUGGCCUAUGGUACUAAUAUUGAGCCCUGACCUUAUGGUUAAUCUAGCAAUGAAAAUAGAUAGCAUAUAUUUAAUAAAAUUGUAACUUUAUUGCUGUAUUCUUGAAAGAGUAGCUUUGUUUAAUUUCAUCUUUCUGAAAAAGUUAUUGACAUAUCCUCUGAUUACAUUGCUGCCAAGAGGCAGAAUCCAUAAUUAACUCAGACACAUCUCUUUUAAGAUAUAUGAGGGAUAAGUCAGUUUCUGACCCAUUGACCAGUGUGUGGAAUUGCUGCACAGAAACUGAGAAAAUUGCUACGGCAGAUAUUUCUCCUGUGUGUAAUGUCCUAUUCUUGCUUUCGGUAGUGAAUGAAGCUACAGAGAAAUGUACAUUCAGGGACGAAGAAGAUGAUUGCACCUAUCACUACUCUGUGGAUCAACAAAGUGCUACCCCUUCUAACUACACAGUGAUGGUGCAGAACAAGAAAGGUCAGUCCCAGAAUAAUAGACUAUUUCUCACAUUUUCAUCACACUCAGUGGUAUAACAAUCUAUACAGACAGGUGUCCAUAUGGUUCCCUUUUACAUAUAUAUUGUUAGACUUCCUGCAACUUAUAUCUCUUCUCCUAACCCAACAGAAUAGCUACCUAAUGUGAUGGGAGAUUUCUUUCCUCCAGAUCCUAUAAUCUGGCUGGAGAAGAAACCAUUAGGUGGAACCAAAAUGGUGUUAGGAUAUGGGCAGAGAUGCCCAUAUUAUUGAAAUCUUAAUAUGUAUCUCCUACAGUUAUACCACUAAUAACUACACUUGUGCAAGAAUUUGUUUCAAACGGUCUGAAUCAAAUUUCUCUUAAUCCAGGCCUGAACGAAUUGGUCAUCCACAAGUCCACUCACAAGCUCGGUUAUCACAUGUACCUUACACACACACGCUAUUUAAAAAAAUCAUUUUUUAUGUAUCUUUACCCAUCAUUACUGUUUUCCUCAUCUCACUCAUUAUGACUAUCCCUGUAUUCCACCUGGGAUACUUUCCAAAGUUUUUUUUUUUUUUAUAAAUAACUUCCUCAAUAUCCCAUGCAUCCUGGUAUCGUUUUUAAGAUAAUAUGUGACACACCCACAACCUGCAGAAAAUAAUGUUGAACUUGGACAGUUUACAAUAGUAACAGGAAAAAGAAAAAAGCAUACAAUAGAAAAGUAUGGUUGAACACAAUUGAUACACCUUGUAUAACUAUGUACGAGGUUACUAUAAAAUCAACACAAAGUGCCAAUUCAUUGUUAGAAUAGCAUGUGGGGAGUAACCCCUGGGCCAAGGCUCUCUGGCCUAAGAUAUUGCCAGUGUCAAUUUUACGAUACAUCUUGUUUAUAAACUAUUUUAUGUUUAUAUACUAUAAUAUAUUUUUGUUCAUCAUUUAGAAGUACUUUACUUUUUACUUUUCAUCAUCUGCUUAUUCCUUCUACCUUCUGCUCACAGCGUUCUACCUAACCAUUUGUGGCACAUCUUUUGCACUUGUCCUCAGUAUUUUAAUACCCUUUGUUUUUUGUAGAGUGUCCCCCCGGUGCCUUCCUCUGGCUCAUUCCUCUGCUCAUCUUCCUCAUGUUACUUCUUGGACUGCUUCUGCUGCUCUGCUGGAAAUACUGUGCCUGCUGUAAGGUGAGUAGUGUAAGCCUGUAGGACUUUAUGGAAUAUGCAAACCAUGAAAGGAGACCACCAAAUGGCCUGUGAGAUGCUUGGUGGUGGUUGGAACUCAUAUUGGAAUCAAGGAUGAUUUUUAGUUUGGAGCAUCUAGAAGGAUGGAUAACGAGUUGGAAGGAUUUAUGGUAGUUUCAAUUGACUAUAAUGCGGUUUAUGAAGCUUCUGUAUCGUAAAGACUUGCCUAGAACAUUUUAAACAGAAUUGGACACAGAUGGUAUUUUGAAUAGUAAAUAACAAGUUCAAGAAUUAAGAUGAGUGGAGUAGAAUGGGAUGAGAUGUAUAAGUAUGCUUAUGACUACAAUGGACAUUAAAGGUGGCCCAGUUUAAGGGGAUUUGAGAAUGGUCGGAGAUAAUGAUUGUAAUGUCUUACUACUUCAACUUGAUGAUGAUGAAUAAUCUGUUGUAUCUCUCUACAGACAUGUCUGGCUCUCCUGCCUUGCUGUGGAAAAGGUAAGAGAUGACUCCAAAAAUGCAAAGUUUAACAGCAAUAUUAAACUGUCUAAUUGUUUGCACAAUCAUGACAAACUAACAUUAAAAGGACACUAUAGCCACCAAAACAAAUUUAGCUUUAGCUUUUUUUUGUUAUGCAGUUCUAGCCACAACAACCCUGACUCACACAGUCUGCAUGAAAAAUAAUGUUUUCAUUUUCAGUCACACACAGGAGGCUCCUGCAAGGUCUAACAAGCUAUUAACAGUGCAGGAGAUAAGACAUUCUAAAUUAAACAGACUGUGAAAUAAAGGAAGUUUAAACAUUAGAUCUCAAUUUACAGGAAGUGUUUAGGAAGGCUGUGUAAGUCACAUGCAGGGAGGUGUGGCUAGGGCUGCAUAAACAAAGUGAUUUAACUCCUAAAUGGAACAGAAUUGAGCAGUGAGAUUGAAGGGGCAUGAUCUAUACACCAAAACUGCUUCAUUAAACUAAAAUUGUUUUGGUGAUUAUAUAGUAUUCCUUAAAGAUUUUGAGUUUGUAUAGGACAAAACAGAUAUAAAUUGAAAAAAAAAGGAUUUUUUUUUUAAACACAAAGAAACUACAUACAACAGUCUGAUCUUUGACACUCUUACUCUAAACCCUGCAGGGCGCUCAGUAGGAUUUAAGGAAGACCAUUACAUGCUGCGACAGAGCUUGAUGUCAUCUGAUUAUCUAAACACACCACUUGUACGCUCUGGGAACAUGAAAGGCGGGGAUACCGUGAGAUGGAAAAUUACCAACAAUGUGCAUCGUCCACUCCCUGCUCCAGGAGACCUGAAUCCCAAGGAGCUGGGUAUGAUGGGGCAGCAUGUGCUAAAAUACAGUGUUUGUAAAAUUAGAUAUAUAGUUUAAAAUGCUCAAUUUAUGUUAUGAGAAGACAGAAUAGAUAAAACAUUGGUCAAGCGAUUUGCUGAAUUUAGUUGCAUCCCUAACAUCUACAUCAAUGCUCUUCCACAGUUCCAUAUGGUGUCUCUUUACGAUUGGCAAGGCUCUUCACAGACAACCUGUCCAAGCCUCAGACUCGUGAGUGUGAUCAGCUACGUCGAGAGGUGGAGGAAACGGUGAGAAAAAAACAACGCGUUUAGGCUACACAGAAAUGGCUAAAUUCCUCCAAAAAUCUAGUAUUUGAGCCUUGACUCUGGUUAUUACAAACGGUGGUUAUCCCUAGCAUAUUUUAAUGUGAAUCUAAUCAUAUGUGGGAAGUAUAUUUUUCUUUUUUGUAUGAUGUAUUCCUGUAUAUCUUAUGAUAAAUCUCUGAAUUUUUUUGAAUCACAUUUGUCAGAUGAAAGGAUAAUAAUAAGGUGAUAUCUAAUGGUGAUACUAUUGUAGAGCUGUGAGUGAUUGCACAAUGUUAAAUUCCAUCUUUGUGAUUAUUCCAUCCUCUCUCAGCUUAAUGAAGUAUACAAGACUAUACCUGGGACCCACAAAGUGAAGCAGACCACAUUCCGGUAAGACUAAGUGCUCUAUUAAUACUGAGCUAUCCCUGAAACCAACAGCAAUAUAGAAAAAUGGGAAUAUCCAGCACAAGCCUUUAUAUCCUAAGAUCUUUUAUUUAAGUUGCCAAAAACAGGUCACAUUUCAGCCAUGGAGAGUUUGAGAAAGGCCCUGCGUGGCUUAAAUGUCUCCAUUUUAUUGGCACCUUAAAUAAAGGAUCUUUGAACUUAAAGGUUUGUGCUAGACAUUCCCAUGUUUCUGUAUUCCUGUUGGCUGUUGGUGGAGCCAGGGUUCUUGCAACCUAAGUUGAACAGAGUCUUUGCUGUUGUUAUAAUUCCUGGAACCACCAAUUGCUCUAUUGAUAAUAUUAUUUUGGUGUUUUUUUUGUCUCCAUUCAGGCUCCAGUCUAACGCUGGGAAAAGGUAGGAACAGUAACUACUCAAGCAUUGGUUGUUUUUUUUGCACCUUCUCCUCCCAUGACACAAAUCUUCUCUCUACUCAAUUCUUGAUUUGGCCCAUACCAUGUCCUACUCUCGCCUUAAACCCUCUUAAUUUCCCACACACAUACUACUCUUUCCUCUGAACUACAAUACAUCCAUUGUAUUUUAUUUACUUUUUUGCUUGUUUUUAGGCAAGAUCACACUAUUACAGAUACAGUCCUUAUGGCUCCACGAGAGGCUGAGCCUGAGAUUGUAAAAGUGACGGAGAAACAUGUAGCACAAGAAAACUUUCAGGAUCUGAAGGUGGCUCCAGGAUACUACACCGUGACAUCAGACAGAGGUACAGUAAAAUCACUAACUUUGCCACCGUUGGUUAUAUUCUCCUGAGCAAUGAGCCACGGUUAACACACACAAAUAUUUCUCUGUAUGCUAGAUGCUCAUGGUCUGGUGGAAUUCCAGGAGGGUGUCGAGCUGGUGGAUGUACGAGUUCCUCUGUUUAUCAGAGAGGAAGAUGAUGAUGAAAAACAACUACUAGUUGAAGCUUUGGAGGUGCCCCAAGGAGCUGCUCGUUUAGGGAGGAAAAAUGUCAAUAUUACAAUCAUCAAAGAACAAGGUGGGCAGAUGUGAGAGAUGUGUAAUGAUAUAAUAUAGGCACUGGGUCAUUUCAAACAUAUUUCCCUGCAGAAGAGUGCGUUCUUGUGGUCCUCACUUGCUCACAAUGUGAAGCAUUUCUCUUGCAUGUUAGCUGGCCAUGAUAAAUUUAAUUCAUACCUUCAAUAGCAAUCAAAAUAUAUCUCCCAACAUUUAAUUUCAAUUCUUCAUCAUAACUGUAGCUUCUAGAACUAUCUCAUGAAGACAGUUCAAAGUGUUUUGACAGUCAGGUUUAUGUCACUAUUUUAUUGUUACAGCAAAAAGUAUUGUCACCUUUGAUAAGCCUGCGUACACUUACAGUCGUCACGAUCAAUUGGCUCGUGUUCCUGUGUCGCGUGAAAUCCUUCAUAAUGGCAAGACUCAAGUUACCUACCGCACACAGGACUUAACAGCUCGUGAGAGCAAGGUGGGAAGGGGAACAGAGGGGCUUUGUAGUUGUGCUUUUCUAGAUAAAUACAGGUUAAUUAAUUAUCUUUACUAUAUGCCUGUAUCUAGGGUUCAAAUUUCCACUUGUCAUUAGCCACUGGCAAGUACAAAUUAAGUGUGUCAUGGCUUAGCAAUAAUUGGGUAAAGAGAGACACAAACAAGAAGCAGGAAGAUAAAAGACAGAGGAAUAACAAUUGUGGGGGAUGGAAAGACAGGACCGAGAAAUUCAGGAGUGGGGGUUAAAGGGUGGCAUUGGGGAUAUGCGAAGGAUGCGAGAGGUGAUCACAUUUUCAUUUAGGCUUUGAUUAAGUCUUAGGUGGUUUUGAAACCUUUUGAAACCUAGCAAAGCAUCUGCAGCUAUAAUGGGGGUUAGGGCGGGGAGGGGGUUUAUAUUAUAGUUUUAUGCCUCAUUACUGAUAUUUUAUGUUUUGGAUAGCCAUUGUAUAUUUAAUUAUACCUUGAUCCAUACUCUUAAGUGAUUAUUCAGGUUUUUUUUUUAAAGUGAGUUAAAAAUUUUGGGUCAAUCUCUGAGCUGGAAACAUAGCUUAGAUUUUGUUAUUAUGUCAAAAAUCUGAAGUUCACUUUGAAUUCCUGAAAAGUCAGACUUUUAUGGUUAAAACUGGCUUGUUUACCUCUGGAUGUUAUGACGUUAUUGUGUGUGUGUGGGUGUUCAUUUUUCCACCUUGUAACGCUACUUUUUUUUUAGGAUUAUGCAUUUUCUGAGGGAGAACUCACUUUCCAACCAGGUGACACUCAUUCUGAAAUUUUGGUUCCGUUGCUCGGGCGCUCUGAGGUGGACACUCUGCUAGGAAACAGGCAGGUCAAGCAAUUCCUUCUGGAACUUAGUAACCCAAAAUAUGGGGCUAAGAUUGGCAAAUACCCACAAUGCACCAUCACCAUCGAUGACACUACCGGUGAGCAACAGAACAUUAUACAUACAUACUAUUUUUAAGGCAUAAAAAAAAGGAACUUAAGCAUUAAAUAACCAAUCCUCAUCUUCUCACAACUAUUACAGAGUUACCAAAGGUAACACAAGUCCCUUCUCUCCAGUCACCUCGAGGAAAGAUAGGAGCUCCCAUAAAUCUAAAAGCUCAGGCUAUCACCGCGAGAAAAAUACGUGCCAACUGGGCUCCUCCACCAGGCAAAAUAUCAGGGUACAAGGUAAGCUAUUUUCUUCUAUAUUUUUUUUAAAGAUAUUUUCUAAUCUAUUCUACCCAGGUACAAAGAAUAAAAGAUAAUAAAUAUAAAUAAAGGCAAUUGGCAAGGGAGGAACUACAUUGACUAAGAUACUGGAAAAACAAAAAAACAAAAGAGUAACUAUGUACACAGUUCGCAAGUUAUCACAUUCAAAUAGAACAGUAUAUACAUAUAAAUAAUGAUGAUCUCCAUAUGGAAAUUAAUUAAAGAAAGAUGUUGGAGCUAAAAAUAAAGUAAAAAAAAUAUUGGAGAAAAGGAAAGAGGAAGAGAAUGGUUACAAGUAAAUGGACAACUAGAUAGGUAAGAGAAUACUUAACAAGUUUAGUCAUUUUCAAGACUCACCUUCUUUUAUGCAUACAGUAACAUUGGACAGUAUUUCCUGUAGUCAUUCUGUAUGGACACCCACCACAUGCUUUUCAGUUAUUUUGUUUUGUUUUCAUUAAGUCAUUAAGUUCACUAAGUCAGUGAGAUAUUUGCUACAAAUGUAAAUUCAUGUCAUCUGAUUUCUGAGGCAUUUUCGGAUGUUUCUGUUCAAUAUCAUGGAUAAACUCUUGACCUGUAGGUGCGGUACUGGAUUCAAGGAGACUCGGAGUCAGAUGCCACGGUCAUUGACACUAAAGUACCUUCCGUAGACCUGGAUAAUCUGUAUCCAUACUGUGACUAUGAGAUGCGUGUUUGUGGAUACAAUACACUUGAGGAGGGUCCCUACACAGAUAUAGUCACGUGUCAAACUCUAGAGGAUGGUGAGUUCCACAGUUUGGGUUCGAGAAUCAGCUUACACAAUGGUAUUUUUAAUUUCUUUUUUUUUUUUUUAACAAACCUAUGUAUUUACCUAAAAAAAUAACUUUCCUUUUGUCUCUCUACAGUGCCAAGUGAGCCAGGUCGUCUAGCCUUUAACGUCAUUUCAAGUACCGUAACACAACUGAGUUGGGCAGAGCCUGCCGAGACCAAUGGUGAUAUUACAGCGUAUGAAGUAACUUACGGCUUGGUCAACGAAGACAAUAGUAAGGAAGGCAUCCCUCCAAUUCAUCUGUCUAACUCUACUUUCUCACAGUUUACAACUUUAGUGGACAGAUAUUUUUUUUUUCACUUUUGGUGAAUCCUAUCUCUUUCCUCAUCUCCAUUUUACAAUCCACAAAUUAUGUUAGCUUGAUCAGGUUAAAAUGAGAAUGUAAAAUUAUUUAUAUUGUGAGUCUAUAAAGUGAGUCAAUCGAAGUGUUACUUCAAUAUCAAAACUAAAGAAACCAAAAUAUCCUUAUUUAUUUGGCACUCUGUUCCAUGUAUAGAUUCUCAUCUCCAGAAUUAAGUUGUUUAUUCCAAUGGUGCCGUUACCAUUGAUGGUGAAGCCCGACCACCACCAUAAUUAAAUGAUCUUUAAAAACCUUAUUCAUCUCUAAGAUUGAUAUUAAUUAAAUUAAACAGCAGGCUUUUGCUUCUAGCAUCCAGUUCAUCACUUAGGUUUUCACUGCUAUCACAGGUUACAAGUGUCUUCUGUGUGUUCUUAUAUGGGUCAUUCUAUUGCAGCUCCCACUGGACCUGUGAAGAAGGUCCAAAUCAACAGCCCAAAGAAGCGCAUGGUUCUUAUUGAAAAUCUGCGAGAAUUCCAGCCUUAUCGUUACACCGUAAGGGCAUGCAACAAGGCAGGAUGGGGCCCGGUGAGGGAUGCAACCAUGAACCUAGCCACCCAACCUGCUCGUCCCAUGUCUAGUAAGUUAAACGCAGGUUAUAAAUGAAACCAUCUAAGUUGGAAUAUGUAAAAUGACCAAACAUGAUACAGUCCAACAGAAUUACAAACAGUACAACACUGAAAAUUCCAGUGUAAUUCUACAUUGAUAUUAAUCAUGUUUUUGAGAGUAUGUAAUUGACAGUUUGCUUUUACGACUAGUGUAACAGUUCUUUAUUAGUUCUUUACUAUUUUCCACAGUUCCCAUUAUUCCAGAUGUCCCUAUUAUUGAUGCGGAAGCUGGAGAGGAAUAUGACAGUUACCUGAUGUACAGUUCCGAUGUUUUACGCUCUCCGGUGGGCAGCAAGAGACCAAGUGUGUCCGACGAGUCAGGUAAGGAUCAUCCUGUAAUCUGCUACCAUAUAGGAAAAAAGGGUGGACUGGAGAUCACUUUGUUUCCCACUCUUAUGUAAUUGGGUUUUCUAUGUCUGUGGUCCCAUGUCAGAGACUAUACAUAUUGCUUAUUGUGUGUGAAGCAAUGCACUCCAGUCUCAGUCUACUGGCUGUUAGCACCACACUGCCCUCCUGGGCUAGUUUAGUGGAGCUCACUGUUCCUACUACACAACCUCUAUCCCCAUAUCUAUUUCUCUCCUCCAACCUGUCCUCUGAAGGCCAGCGCUGGAAGUACGUUCCACUCCUGGGCUCAGAAUUGGACCUGCGUCGAAUCACCUGGAAAGGUCCUGCAGAGAUCAUACCUCGUCUGUCCAGUUGCAGUGGUCUGUCCACGGAUACGGAAAGCACACAGGACCAGCAUGAUAGCGCCAGUUCCGUGAUGAGAAGAGGAACCUUUCGUGCAACACCAGAAGGUGACAGAAGGACGGUGGGGGCGGGAUCCAUUUCAGUCCAAUUAGAUCCCCCUUACACCGUCAUAAGUGUGAAGUGCUAACAGCCUGUAGCUUGCAUGGGGUUCAUGUCUGCAUUGCAUGUGUGUUGGAGAGAUGGCGUAAUGGUCAAUUUACUAUGUUUCAUCCAACCUCCUUGAUUCUCCAACAGGCAGGCUAAACAGAAGCUUCUUAUUGAGAUGAAUAAAUAGCUGAAAUGUAGCAUUCUGGGGUGCUCUCUCUUGUCCAUUAACUGACAAAUGAAGUUGCUUCAAUAAGUUUUGUUCAUGUCUUUUAAAUAUUUAAGUAUAUUGAUAAUCAUUUAGAAUAAAAUGAUUUUAAAAAGUGGCAACACUCCAAUAGUAGAUCAGGCUAGAGUUCCUUCAGUACCACCACCGGACCACCAGGGUUUACAAUGCUCCCCUCCCUGGCCAAAGAUAAGAAGGGAGUUAUAGAGUGUAUUUAUUUAAAUAAUAUAAUAUAUAAUAUAACAUAACAAAAUGCAUAUUUGCUCCCAUUUCAUAUCCCUAGGCUGUAAUGUAAACACUGUCUUUUCUCUGGGGAAAAAACAGUGUUUACUGCAAAAAAGCCUUAAGGGAAUGAUUAUACUCACCAGAACAAAUACAAUAAGCUGCAGUUGUUCUGGUGACUAUAGUGUCCCUUUAAAAUUAAAGUAUCCAAAUGUGAGCUGAAUUCUGGACCCCAGACGGUGUCAGAGCUGCUUUAAUAUACAACACAUAAUAAUAUUGUAUGUAUGUACAAAACAAUUACAUGAUAACAUUUUAUUAUCUUAAACACCUUAAAGUUUUGGAGAGGCUUGUAAUUGCCACGUGUGUGGUCCAUCCAAACAUGCUGAAAUACCCAAGUUGUGUUGCCUAAUUUCUGUUACCACAAGUUUUGCUUGGGGUCCAUAUUACAGGAUCGGUAAAGCUUGAAUAAGAGAUUCUAUGGCUAUUUAUUUAUUUAAUUGAUACUUUUAUUUUUUUUAAAUUUCUUUUGUUAAAAUUUUAUGACCGCACAAAUAACACUGUUACAUACACAAGACAUAUACGGCGGGCAACCACGACUGCAUAGCAGAGAAAAAAAAAAAGUAAAAAUACUAUUACAAUACAGUCAUGGAGUACAACUGUGUCACCGUAAACAGCCUGGUAUCUUCACACAUAUCUCAAAAGAGAUAAAGUUGUUUCAUAAACCAGGGAAGAAAAGAUACUGAAUUCAUAAUAUGAUAAAAAAAAAAAGACUACAAACAACACAACAAACGAACGUUAACAGAGUCUGCAAAACCCCAUAAAUAAGUAGGUGGAUAAGAAGGCAAACAAGGCCGAGACUGGUCCAGUAACAAAUCAUCAGGCUACUCCGAGCAGGUACCAUAUGCCUUGAGUCUGGUGAUAUUAUAUUCAUUCCACAUAUCACAAGGUACCGCAGAAGGCGUAGAGGGGCUUGAGAUAAAGGAGACCAACGUGUUCAAUGUCUUACUGGUUCUAUAGCUGAUUAAUACAGUUACAGUUCAGUAGGAGACUAUGAUGUUCUCACCCUCUCUGUUUAUGUUUCUCUCCUUCCAUUUUCUAUAAAAAAAAAAUUUCAUUUUGGGGACAUUUUGGUGCUCUUAACCAAUGUUAGAGGUUACUGCAUGUCGCCAGCUCUGAAUAGAAUGUGGUUCUGCUGUCACUGUCAUAAACUGUUAACUAACAAUCGUUUCUACAUGAGUAUUUGGUUAAUGUGAAAACAAGAAUUUAAGUGUUAAUAUUUGACGCAAAGUGUAAGCUGACAACAGGAUGUAAGUGAUCCUCUAUUUCCUUUUGUACUCGCUUAUAUCCAUACCUGGAAUCUAGAGAACAAUAAUAUCCCGAAGAGAGCCCUGGAAAUAAUAACUAGCCAAAAGCAGAUUAUGCACCAACACAGAACUUUUAAGUCAUAGCGGUCCUUGUGGAAACAAAAAUACAAAAUGUACAAUAGCAUCAAUAAGAAGAAUCAGAUGUCAGGACAGGAGUAAAAAAAAAAAUCACUCAAGGUCAACUUUUCAGAGUUCCCUGGUUUACGUAUGUGGAAGUCACACAUUACUGAAUACAUGAUUACUAUUCUGGUUAGAUAUAUUGUAACACCCCAUAUUUUUUUUUAGAACAACUCUUGAAUGGACGUAUGGACUUUACCUUUCCUGGGUCGGUAGGAAGCCUGAACCGGUCCGAGACCUCUGGCUACCACCAACUCGGUAAUGUUACGAACCAGGAGGCAUACAGGUUUGGCAGUACCAGCUCCCAGUAUACAACCAUCUCAUCGGUACAAGGUGAGAAAUUACAGCGGGUAGAAAAUAUACAAGGGUCAAUAGUGUUAUUGAUGUAUUUGUCAUUCGUAACUCUUCCUUGCUCCUUAUUACUUGCUUUUUGAGUAUUCUCUUCAACCUAUUACCCAACUAGAUGUGUUGACCUCACACUCUUGUUUUCCUACCUUAAUUUCUCUUUCUCCCCUUCCAUCUACUCUCUUGUUCUCCUACACCAUUCGAGCCAUGUAAUACUCUCUCUGCCACAUAUAAUGGCUCCUACAAAGCCAAUCACACUUAACUUAUGGUUCGAUUUAUUUCUACAACUCCAUUUUUGCCCUCUUCCUUCCUCUGUUUUCUCUGCUCUCCAAAUUGUGAUACAACUUUUUUCCAAUCAGUUCCUCACUAUCUGUUGCUGUCUUUUUUUUUUUACCUGCCCUUCCCGCAGAGCGGGUUGGUGGGUCCUGGCCACGCAUACAGGUAAACCCUAGGAGAAAUCUUGCGUGCCCACUGGUGAAGGGUUUCCAACUCAACUGUUCUGCCCGGGACUCAAUUAUCAUGCCUGACAUUCCUAGAGCAACACACCUGGUGAUAGGUACCAUGGGAAUGUGCCAUGUCCAUGCUGAUUCAUCAUGCUGAUUCAUUUCAUGGAUGCUUAAACUCCUUCAGUGCUAAACCCUUGAGCAAUGAACCCUCAGUUCCUCCCAACAGGCCGUGCUGUGAACUGUAUUGAUCCUGAGUAUACCUCUACUCCUCUAUUCUCCUGAUAGUGAGCUCAAUUCAAGGAUACACAUGGAAACGGGGUUUUAUGGGGGAAACGUUGGCUUCAAAAGAAAAUGCAGUAUAUAGGGUACAUAAGGUAUACUCAGCAUUGAUAUAAAUGCAGCACAACAGUUUAUUAAGCGUGUCUAAUGCAUGGUCAUGCUUUUGCUCCCUAAAAGUCAGAAGAGUCUGCGAUACAUUGUAAUGUAUCUCUUAAAAGCCAUAUCUCCUCUUCAAGGGCAGAAAGCCUUUAGGACCACUGUGGGCUACCUCACCCAUGAUGCUUAUCCAUCCUGUGAGCAUCAUGGGAAACUUAGCUCACAACACAAAGGCUGGCCGCCGCUUGACAUUUUAUUAAUUUUAAUGUAUAUGUUUUCUUGUCUUGCACAAUCUCUGAACGUAUCGAAAAGGUAUGCACUAUUUUUUCAGCAGGAUGGGUGUAGCAAGGUAUCCCUUGAGUUAUUAAUUUGUUGAGCAUGAGGUUGCUGUAAGACAUGAACGAUAGUUAAAAAUGUAAAUAAAUUUGCUUCCCACCUUUUUUCAGAGACCGCAAGGUAUUGAAAUGUUAUAAUGUUAUGUGCGAUAUGAAUGUUGUGAAAUGUAGACAUAUGGUAUCCUAGCUUGAUUUGACUCUUUCAGUGCCACAGUGGAUGCACUUAUCUGGCACUCAAAUGGUUAAAUGUUUUGCAGACUCCUCUGAUAAAUAAGGGUUAACCUGAUGGCUGAAUGAUCACCCCAAGCUCAAACCUGCACGCAGCAAAAUCCCCCUUCCUACAUAGCCAAAGAGAAUACUCAUGCGACCAUCUCUGGGCAAGGAGGGUUAACCACGAGCUGCUAUAACCACCACAUCUUCAAACCCUGGACCUGAUCAUGCAUGAGGGUCCUACUGCGAGACAUAGGUGCCCUUAAAUGCCUUCCAAGCAUGUGUGUUUGUAAUGAGCAUUGCCACCAUAGGGGGUCACUUAAUGACAUGAAAGAGAGCUGCUGAAAGACAUUGUGGAGCUGAGCUGCUAAUCACUGUUCUGUUGUACAUUGCUGAGCACAAUCACAGAAACAGAACUGUUAAUUGACAUCUCUGACUUCAAGCAGGGUUUAAACAAUAGAGGAGCUUACAUUGUACAAGUGACCUCUUGUUUUCUGCAUGUCCUAGAGUCAGUUGGACAGAUACAUUCUGAGACAUUGCCAACAUUCCAUUAUACGUAAGCUGGACGGAUGAGGCCUACUUGCACUGUGCCAGUAAGGUCCAUUUGUGCCAUAUUUGCUAAGCCCCACUAAAACUCUUGUUCCAUUUUUCCCUUACUGCACAGGUGCAUCAGGACAAAGCAGACUAGGACUACCACCACUAGUACUUGGAGCUGGAAGGGGGCGCACUCACUCAGAGGACGUGAGGGAUGCCCUCAGUAGUCUUGAUGUUGCCAUACAAGGUAAGUCUAUCUGUAAGUGGUCUUUCCUUUUCCUGUUAAUCGGCAUCUCUGAAUACUGAGUUUAAAAUGUCUUUCUUACUAGGUUCCCGCCUCUCUCCCGGCAUUCCUGAUACGCCAACUCGAUUGGUGUUUUCAGCCCUGGGACCAACAUCUCUUAAAGUCAGCUGGCAAGAACCACAGUGUGAAAGAGCAGUGCUUGGGUACAAGGUGCAGUACCAGAUGCUUCAUGGAGGUAAGUGAUCCUGUGUAAGAAGAGUUAAAUUUUUUUUAAAUUUUAAUACGGUGGAAUAAUAUACCGGGCCAAUGUACAAUACCAUUUGUGCAGUUCUAAAUAUCUAAUUUCCCUCAUAAAAAUAAUAUUUUUUAUAUCCGCCAUAUAUAUAUCUAUAAUGCUGGUUCUGUUUUCGCUCAGGAUUAGCAUUUCAUACAGUGAUCUGACAGACUUGAUGUGAUAUAUUACGUAGUAUGCGGACAUGGAUUCUAUUCAUUUUUCCAGGUGAGACUCGGACCAUUGACAUCCCAAAUCCUCAUGAGAACUCUGUGGUGGUGGAAGACUUGCUCCCCAAUCACUCAUACAUGUUCCGAGUGAAGGCGCAUAGCGAGGAGGGCUGGGGACCUGAACGUGAAGGAGUUAUCACAAUUGAGUCACAAGUGGACCCCCAGAGUCCCCUCAGUCCCGUCCCAGGUAAUUAAUUAAUUAAUUUACCGUCUUAUUAAAUUAUGGCUGGAUUUGGGUGUGCAGUAGCUAGAAAGCUAGGCCAUUCACUCAUGUAGUGGGUAAGUCCCCAUUAUGGCAGCCCUUACCAGAAGGUAUUUUUAUCGUCCUUUCCUUGUAGUGUUUUGUAGUGCAACAUAGUAUGUAUGUAUCCUGACAGUUAUGGCUUUUUCUUUUUUUUUUCGCAGGCUCUCCUUUCACCCUAAGUACACCCAGUGCUCCUGGACCCCUUGUCUUUACCGCUCUCACCCCGGAUUCCUUGCAACUGAGCUGGGUACGACCCAGAAAACCCAAUGGGACUAUUCUGGGAUACAUGGUGACAUGUGAAAUGCUACACGGUGGGGGUAAGUGUGCUGUGGAGUUAUUGGGCUCCUGAAUACUGUACAGAAACUAAAUGUGGGGGAAUUGUAACAACACAAAUUAAUAAUGGUACAUUAAAGCCCAGGCAGUAAACAGUGAGGUGUAAACCUGAAUUAAGGUUCAGGUUUGGAAUUUAUCUUCAUGCAUCUCUUGCAGGUGAACCUCGAAACAUUUACGUAGAAGGUGAUCAAAAUGAGACCUCCUUAACAGUUCCUUUCCUGAAGGAGAAUCUUCCCUACAAGUUCAAGGUGCAGGCAAAAACCACACAGGGAUUUGGACCUGAGAGAGAGGGGAUAAUUACUAUUGAAUCCCAGGAUGGAGGUGAGUGGCACAAUUAUAAAUAAAAAAAAAAAAUGAUGCCAUAUACUCCACUACUGUGACAUUGUGUUUUCCUGCCAGAUUUUCCAACCAACUAAUUUCAACAUCAACCUUUGUUUCAAAGAGUUUCCCAUUUUUAAAUCUGUUGCCAAACAGAUUUAACCUAUUUUUGUAGCAAAAAAAAAAGUGCACUGGUCCCAGAAGUACUUCCUAGCAUUGUGGGGCUAUGAUGUCACUCAGAGAAGGAUUAAGAUCCCAUGGGGCCCUAGGCAGGUUACUAGUUUGGGGCUGUUUCUUCAUUCUUCUCAAAGGGAUGGUUAAUGGGGCCAAGCACAUGCUUGAGGUCUGGUACCCUUGUCUAAUCCCUGGGCCCAAUGCAGCCACCAUAUGGUUUAUUCAGCUCUGAUGUCACCUGAACAUGGGAGUGACAUCAUGAUGUAUUUCAUACAUGCCUCCUAUGUGUUACUCAUAUCAGUAAGAACUUCAGUAAUGUUUACUAGGGUAAGAGAAUGAGGAACUGUUACAUCAAUUCCACUUUAAAUCCCUCACUCGCCAGAAUUGUGUAAAAACUUUCAUUUACUUUGCAAAAACAAUUUUAGCCCAUCAAGCCUCAUUCACAGCCAGCUACCCUCAUUUAUACUUUAGGAAUGCUUGCCAGCUGAGCCUGUAGAGGAAUUAAUUUCUCUGGCAGGGACCACUGGCCACUCAUUUAAUGUCUGCAAGUGUGCUGAAAGUGUCAGCUUCCCACUCGUUUCAAACAGUAAAUGAAGUUUCAUAGGGGAUACUAUUCCCACAGUUUGAGGGGACUGAAUAAGCUUUCCCAUUUUACUGCUAGCACUAUACUGGCAUACCAGAGACUGAUUGAGAUUGCAAUUGCUUUUUUAAAUAUAUAUAUAUUUUUUCCUAUAAACGUAAUUUAAUUGUAUUUACGAUAUGUGGUCAUUGUUCUCAAUUACAAACAUUCCUUUUUCAUAUAAUGUUGCCAUUUUCUGUAACUUGUAUUGCUAGUAAUGCCUUAUAAGCAGGGUAUUUAACCACUUGUAUGCAUCUAUUUUGUCACACUUACUGUAUGUGUUAAAAAUGUAUAUAUACACGCACACCCUGAGAGGUAAUUUUAUGCACAUAAACGUUCAUUUACCAUAAUCGCAGGAUAAGCAUUGGGAAAAUAGAAAUAUGUUCUUUCAUGUUAAAUUGCAUCAUCUGUGCCAGUGACUUCCAACAAUAUCGGUUUAUAAGUCAGUGUAAUACUGGAUACUACAUAAAAUGAUGUCAAGAUACAGAUUUGUCUCAGUGAUGGUGUUUGAUUGCCUCUUUCCUCUUCCUUACAUGCCACAGGAAGUUUCACUCAGUUUGGUGGGCAGCAGAUGACACGACGUGAGAUAUUUACCCUGCCUACGGAAUACAGUCAGAGCACAGUCACCCAUUCCACAGAGCCCUACUUUUCAGGUGAGACUAAAUUGUAAUUUGAACCUCUGUCUUAGUGUAUGAUAGUCCAGUAUCUUCCUUGCCUUCCAAUGGACGAUGUACUGGAUUUAUUUUACGUGGCUAUUAGUCUCCCCCCUGUGGCUAAAACUAUGCAUGUCUAAAAUAUAAAAUCAUAGUAUAUAUGUUACAAUGUCUAAGCACUGGUAUCUUCCAUUCUUUUUAGAUGGCUCACUGGUUAGCACUCGCCGUAUGGAAAGCUCGGGAACUGUUACACAGCAGGUCACCAAAGAGUAUGUCACACGGACCAUGAUGUCAGGAGGUUCUCUCAGCCGGCAGGUGGAACGCCAAUUCUAUGAGGCUUAAAACUACCCGCAAGCUUGUGCACCAUAAUCACCUAUCACAUGUGGACAAUGGGUCAUCACCUUGCUCAUCACUUAAGGGUGACAUUUUGUCACCGCUGCCUUUAACCCUUUUACUGCUGCAAGAGUAUGUUAUGUGCUUACGCUCAUUCAACCCCCAGUUCGUACACCGAAUGUGUUUUUCGUAAUUAGAAUUCUAGAAAAGGAAAACACUUCAGGGUGGCAGAACCAGUAUCAAAAUGUCUUUACUGGGAUUCUUUGAUGGAGUGAUUAUUGAGAUUACUACACCGGUCACAAUAACCCCUGCACUUUACAGCUUUUCGAUUGCUGCCCUUUAAGGGACGCUAUGUACUGAGUUUUACUUAAAUAUUUUUUACUGUGUAAAUAUUAACUUGCCAUUUUAAACAUUAAGGUGUAGAGGAAAAAAAAAGAACUAUGUACAUUUUAUGAGAAAAUAUUGUAGAAUCUGGGAUGACUUUUCCAAAAGGAGUAUAAAAAAAAGUUAUACAGACCAAAUGAAAUAAUUUUAACGUGUGUCAGGAUGUCCUGAAGAGAAACUGCUUUAAAGGUGCUUUGAUUUUUAUCGUUUUGUUACAAGGGAUAUUGGUACUGGGGGCUUGUGAGGUCAGGGCUGGAGUUUAAUCCAAUAUACCUUAAGGGGCAUGACUACAGGAUCCCCCCAGAUCCCAAAACAAACAAACACAAGUGGAUAGAGAAGGAGAAUAAAUGGGAUUGGUGGAGCCAUAAGUCUUACCCCAUUUUCCAGAUACUUCCUGUUCCCAGAAAAAUGCCCAUUGUCUCUUAGCGCAACUCUGGUUUUGAACCUUACAUAUUUUGCUAAAAGUGAUCUUAAUAGUUACAUUGAUACAUUAUAAUGUUUAUUAUUAUUGCCAUUUAUAUAGCGCCAAAAGAUUGUGUAGCGCUUUACAAUAUUAAUAAUGAUGUUCUUUUACCAAACACAGUGUAGGUAGGUAGGCAGGACGGACAUCCACAUUUAUCACCAUUUGAUCAAUGACCAAAAUAUAGGUGGGACUAGAACGUAAAUUUCGGACUUGAUGGGUAUUAUGUAAAACAGCAAUUGAGGGACAGAUGUAGAAUCCUGAAGCAAUCGUGUGGAACCAAUGAAAUGCCUCUAGUCAUUGCCUUGACUUUUAAUAAAUUGUCAUGGCAUUUUCUUUUUCUAAAUAGGUUUCCUUGUGUUUUACAUAAAAAGAGAAGUGGUGUCAAGGCCUUACAUUUACAAUUAUUUAUAUAGCGCCAACAUAUUCCACAGCCCUACAACUCUCCCAAAGAGUUGACCAUAAAUGGUCUUAGAGGUUUCAAACCUACAGCAUCAGGCUGAACAUGUAAGUAAAACAAAAAAAAUGUGUUUAUAAUAAACCCAAAGAAUAUUAAUAAUGUGGUGAGGAUUUUGAAUGUAAAAGUGAACUAAAGAACUAAACAGUAUUUUCUUUUUUUUCUAUUGUGGUGAGGAAAUAGUGGGACAUUUUCUUCCCUUUGACACAGAAAUGAAACAAUAAGAAUGUUUGCCAAUCAGUAUCACAUACUGCGGUCACAUCUAGAUGUGUAGAGAAAAGACAUGUUUAUUUUAUAUUAGGAUGGCAUGACAUCAUACUCCAGAUCACGUUUACAAUGGCAGCACCCCAGCGCCUGAUGAUGGUUUGGUAAUGUAGAAUGUUGGCGAACCUCUGUAUUUCUCCUGUGGGCAGAGACAAUGGAGGGUUACUAAAUAACAUAGAACAAGGGAUGGUCACAUGUAUGUUGAAAUGAUUCUUCAAGUGUCAUUGCUUUCUGCUUAGUUUACAGAUUGCCAUUUUUAAAAAAAAGCUGGUUAACUCUUUGUGAUAAUAAAAUGCAUUUUCAUACAAGUGUUUUACAUUCGUAUUAAAUCUGAUUUUGUUUAAAAUCUAAACACUAAGAAGUAGAUCCCACAAAGUCCAGAAUUGGCCACACUAGAAGUAAACCCAGAAAAUGCCUUUAAGGCAGCUCCUUCGAAAUACUUUGGUUAUUUAUAAAAUACACAACAUGGUAAAACAGACCUCAUAUGUGACAAGGAAUACGGACAUAGACAUACAAAAAAAAAAUCUAACAAUGUAACCCUAAAUCCCUGCACCUAAAAGAAUGGCGGGAAGGGGCGGAAAAAGUAGGUAUAAGGCCUAGAAGGGCACAAGACG